UCUAAGAAGAGGGGGUUGACAGCCAUCAUUGACAGCAGAGAUGGUUCCUGGUCCAACCUGGUCACACUUCUGGGAUGCUUGAAGCAAUCACUUGGUGACUACCUGAAGCAGGUGCUUGUGUUGAAGAGUGAAGGGGUUACCAAGCAGCCCAGCAGUGCUAGUGUGCGUAGGGAACCAGGGCCCAAUAUUGAGCCUCAGUUCAUCAACCUGAACCGUCUGUACAGUUUUGUUGACAAAAAUCAGCUGAUAGGCAGCAUGGGAGGUACCCUCAUGUAUCACCAUGCAUACUGGCUUAAGAACAGACAGGGCCUUGAGAAGUUUCUACGGGAAGCCCGCGCUGCGGCAUCCCACUUGGACACAUCAGAGUCCGAGAUCAGUUUCCAGUACCGUAACCAGGCGCCCGAGUCUCCUCUGAGCCCCAUAGACGCCCUGCAGAGGCACAGGAAGUUCAGGGACCAGUGCCUCGCUGUGCCGUCCGUUGUCAUCCAGCAAGGCAAGGAGUUACUUGAGAAGCUCCAGAAAUAUAGCGACGUUGCCAUGGCGGGGACUGAGCCUGUGACCACCCUGGACAACCUGGAGGCCCAGAAACACGCGAAACGCAUGCUGCAGUACCUGGAGGCACGUGUCGACAAGGUGGCCUCGUACCUGGACAGCAAGGGACGUAACCUUGACCUGGACGUGCAGCGUGAUAGUGUUCAGAGGGAGAUACGACAGGUUGUUGAAUGGAUACUGGGCCCCGGUGAGAAGUUGUUGGCCAGCCAAUCAGAUAUCGGGGACUCUGCUGAAAGUGCCGAGGUCCUGAGAAAGAGACACGAGGAGCUGGAGAUCAAAUGCACCGAUACGUACGGCCACUACGCGGAGCUCCGUCAUCGUGUGGAUGACCUGUUACAAGACGAGACCCAGUACGGAAAAGACAUGCGCGCCCAGCGAGACUACAUGGACACAGUCUGCAGGAGCCUGGCUAGUAGACUGGAGAGGAGACGUACACUGCUGAUUACCUCUGUGAGGUUUCAUCGUCUAACUGAGGAGUUUGCACGUAAGUUGGAUGAUCUUCUAGCACUGCUCUACAAUGACCGCGAGGCAGACUCAGUGGAGGCAGCGAAGGAGGCACUUGAAGUCUUGAAGGAGAAGGUCGAUGCAAUAGACGCUGCAGCUAACCGGGCAAUGCAGGACGGUCACAGUCUCUUGGACGAGAUGUCUCGACCAAUCAAAAACGCUUUUGGUGCGGACAUUUCACCGGAUUACGCCAGCCAGACGAAACACGUGGAGCAGAAGUUGGAGGAACUGCAGGAGCGCAAGAUGAGAUGUGACGAUCUGGCAGACGUGAGGAAACUGAAACUGGAGCAGAUCUUACAGCUACGCACAUGUGAAAAUGAUGCACAGAAGGCAAUCACAUGGAUCCUUGAGCUGUGUGACAUGAUGUUGACCACACAGACCCACAUCGGUCAGACACCCCAGGAGAUUGAGUCUCUGCAAGACCAGCACAGGAAAGUGGAGACUGCUGCAGGGGGUACCUAUGACUAUGGGAAGCAGCUGCUGCAGGCAGCCCUGGUGCUGCGACGUUCCCUCCGACAGGAACUGGAACCCAACAGCCUGCUGGCUCAUCAGCUGGAGGAGGCAUGGAAACGAUUCUCUAUCGGCAACAACGAGCGCGCCAACAGACUCAAUGUAGCCUCAAUGUUCCUGGCACAGUCUGAUAAGCUAUUGGAGCGUGUAGAGCAGCUGAUGGUGGUGGUGGCUCAGACGCUGACAGGGGACGUCCAGGUCCCGGAGGCUCUACGGAGACACACGCCGGAGAAACAGGCGGUUGGGCGGGAGAUUGCAGACGUGUCUCGCAUGGGAACUGCUCUCCUAGAGCGGCUUGCACUCCCAGUGAUUGCAAUAGAUCGAGAUGGCACGGAAACAAUGAUAUGGCCGGACAGCCGCGAGAAGCAGCUUAGCAAAGAAGACCAGAGUGCCACGGAAACCAUCAACAAUCGCCUUCGAAAACUGGACCACAAAAUAUCCGAAUUGAACCGUUACUGGAAGGAAAUGGAGCAGACGGGACAACCCCCCUCUGUGAUGCCACGAAUUUCAAAAGCUGCAGUCAAUACUUACCCAUUGGAGCAAGGUCAAGGUCAAAGGUUACCUAUGACCUCUGAGCCAAGGUCAAGAGGUCAAGCCGAUCCAAGGUCACAGACUCUUCCAUUGCCAGGAAGGUCAUCACUUGGUCAACCAGGCAGGGUGCAAAGUUUUAGCAAUAAGGACAUUCCAAAACUUAUCAAAAAGGGACCAAUAAGGAAAAGGGACAGUGACAGACGGAGGACGGCUGAACUCAUAAAGAGUCAAAGGUCAAAGCCCAAAGAUCAGGCUGAUUCUGGAGAAACCAAUGGUCACAGUUAUCAAGAAAGCCAGAUAAAACCAGAUUCUUUAGAUGCAGCAAUGACUGAGCCACACGUCAGCCAGUCCUAUUACCCUAGGUCAGAGGACUUCUCCGGCCAUAUUCCACCGUCUAGUUACUCGUAUCUUCCACCUGCCAGGGAACAAAGGACCUACCCCAGUGAUUCAAGCAAGGCUUACGCACCCCUUAUCAACAGUCAGGCACAACUGCCAUCAUCAUCAAACAUAUCACACGAUCAGUCAUUAGAAGUUGAAGAGAAGUUUGUGAAGCCCUCAUACCAGCAACAUCAGCAAUCCACCUAUCAGGCUCAGCCGGAAUAUCUACCAACCCAUCAAUCUCAGUCCACCAAUGUUGUCACCACACGCUUGCCACUCUUCACUUCAACGGCAGAUGUUCCCUCACCAAGCUCUGCCAACAGUUCUUUUUCACAAACACCCACUGGCUAUCAUCCAAUGGAAUCUGAAAGCUCGGUCAAGGUUUUUCCAUCCGAACCAGCGGUGUCUGCAACACAGUCCAAGAGCGACACUAAUUCAGAAGAUAAGCUGAAACGGUCUGCAAAGUAUAUGAUACCAGACACACUGCCUAUCACCAAAAGUACGCCUAACCUGCCUGCUGGUGUGCCACCACCAAAAGUUGACAUAAUGCCGAAAUUUCAUUCGUCACGACGGGCGGAUAGCCCACCAAAAAGUUUCCAAGAACUGUUGACAAAAUUUCAGACCGGUGAGACGUUGAGUCGGCCAGUUGAGAGCAGGGAAAAACAGGAAGUUCAGAAGGAGUUGAACAAGGUGAUGAAGUCUCGCGUCUCGUACCUUGAUGAUGAAGAGAAAGUCAUGGAUAGACGGGUUGUGCCUCAGCUGCAGCAAGAAAUGGAACAGUGUGGAGAAUGGAUCAGAGUGCGUGUGCACCAGAUGGAGCCAGACCUGAUGGAGGUCGGCUCAACCCUGGAAGAAGCUCUCCAACUACAAGCCGAACAUGACCAACUCCUAUCCAAACUACAAGCCAAAGAAGACGAGAUCAAACAGCUCCUGUCGCGAGCAGACAGCUACGCAGCUGAGAACAAGUCCGAGGCCGUAGUGUACUCGGCGAUGUCCGACACGCUCGCGGAGGCCUGGAAAGAUCUCAACGACAAACUACAGUACCGAAGACAACUCCUGGCUGAUAGCGUCAAGUUCCACCAAGAAGCCCAAACUUUUGCCUCCCAGAUGGAGCAGGCACAGAGCAAGUUCUUGAAUCUGCCGUUGGCAACCGACGUGGACUCAGCACGCAGACAGCUCCUGCAACAUCAGGAGAUCAAACAAGACAUACUCGAAGCAUCGAAGACCUGCCUUGAUCUAGGCCAUGCCUUGCUUGCCAGAAUCAAGGAAAUGGGAAUGCAUGCAGACUUUACUAACCGACACGCAACCACAUCAGCGUGCUACGGAAUUGAACAUCUACUUGAACUACUACAAGACCGAAGACGAAGGCUGGAAGAUCUCUGGGAACAGCGUAGAAUACGCCUCGAACAGUCACUGCAGUUGUACCAACUCGACCAAGAAGUCAACAAGGUCUUGAGUUGGUACCGCAGCACAGGCACAGCACAGUUACAGAGAACAGAGCUGGGUGACUCCCUGGAGACCGCUCUGCACAUCCAAGCCGACCACCAGAGAUUCGAACACCAAGCUAGAGAUAUACAAGACACCGUGCUCCAACUAGUACGUAACGCCGACCAACUCCUUCGCCGCACACAUCUCGAUGCCGAGGGUGUACGUCGGCGUCUACAGGAAGUGGACGCGGAAUGCGAGAACUUUAUGAUCAAGAUCGACAUACGAAGAAAGAACAUCACAUCGGCCGUGUCAUUCUUUGACAAGGCUGAAACGGCUCUUAAAAGAUUGAAAGAGAUAGAAGUCCAACUGAACACCAUGGACUUACCGCGGAACAGCGAGGCACUUGCAGACCGCCAUUCGCAGUUGUCUAACGUCAUAGUGGAGAUCUCCAUGGCAGCACAGACCGAGGGUCGCCUCCUACUAGAGAGGGUCAGUAGGGACGACCGCGGCGCUGAUGGCGUUAGACACCGGAUGCAGCUACUGCAGACUCGCUGCUCAGAACUUGAGUCCCUCUGUAAGGCCCGCCGCGCUGAGGCCUGGGAGAGGAGCCAGUCCUACCUACACUUCCAGGAGUCAUACUCAACUUUAUACACCUGGAUUACCCAGAUAGUCCAGUCCACACUGAGUCGCCAUAGUGACAUGGGCUCCAACCUUACAGAGGCGGCUGAUUUCCUUCAAGUACACGAACAACUAGAGGAAGACAUUAGAGACAAGAAUGCGGAGUUGCAGGCCUUAAACGAGGCGGCGCAGUCGAUGGUCAAAUCAGGGGACCAGGAGGCCAGCGCUGCCAAGUCCAAGGUCGAGCACCUUCAGGUGGAGGUGACACGCCUACACCGCGUCACAGAGAUCCGCAUCAAACUCUGUCUCAUCUACGUAUCGUUCCAGAGGCUUGUACAACAGAACGCAAGCUGUAUGAGGAGUCUGGAACACACCCUGAGGUCGGACACAGAAAACCUGCAGGACCUUACAGACACUGCCGUACAGCAGACGGAGAAUGUCUGGUCGGAGGUCGAGUCCACCUACAAUGACCUUGAAGACAAGGGCAGAGAAUUCUUACAAAAUUCAUCCAUCAUCACCGAUGAUUCAUCAUUGCAAAUUCGUCGCACCAUCCACACAGUUGAGUCAACCCUCUCGGAGACGAGAGAUCACAUGACGUUCCUGACGACACAGUGGGAGUCCUGGCAGACCCACGUAUCCACAAGUCGUCAGUUCAAGACACAGUGGCAUCAGUUCAUACAGGAUGCCAGAAAGACCAUUGACCACGUAAUGGCCAUCGAAAAAGAGCAAUUUGAACCCUAUUUAUCGGGUUACCUGGGUAAUACGCUAGAAGAAGCCCAAGAACUGCAGACCAAACUGCAAAAUUUCGAGCCCGACUUUCAGCAAGCUCAAGCUGAGCUAGAGGACCAUCUUAAGACCGCAGAGAUGAUUUCCCUGAAAGGGGACACGAGGGGCCAGAAGGAGCAGAUUGUGAACGAGCUGGUGAAGGUUCACCAGAGGUUCCAGGCCCGUAUUCAUGAGUACCAGAUUUUACUGAAGAUGACCAUACAGUUCUUCAAGAACUUGGAUCAACUUGACAAACUGAUUGAGAAGACGGAACAUGAGUAUAUGGAGUCUGAGCUUCCGUCGGACCUGACUCGAGCCGAGUCGAUGCUCGAGGAACACAAGAGGAAGAAGCAGGAGAUCUCGCACCUCAUCAACUACACCGCAGACGAGGGCGAGAAAAUAGUGGUGCGCGUCAGGCAAACGGAUGCAGAGGCAGUUGCCAAGGACGACGUGCAGAAGGUUCUUGGAGCGGCCGAUGAAUACAAGCGUCGCUGGAACCAUACCUGGGAGGAGCAGGAGCGCAGGCUUAGACAAAACCUGCAGAUCUGCCAGUUCAACUUUGACCUACGCACUAUUCACUCUGAGGUGGAUGAGCUACACCACCACCUCCAAGCCAGGCGUGGUAGCUAUGGCAACUCAUUGGGCGGAGCCCAGAUGACAUCACAAGCUUUCAAGCAGUUUGAAAUGACUGUUGAGCUGAUAGAGAAGAAGAUCGAGAACUUCAGCAGCACGGCUGAGCUGAUGGUUCAGGAGGAGCACUAUGACGCUGUGCACAUCAAGCGGGAGAUCGACAUGCUCAACACCAAGUGGACCACCUUCCACACCAGCGUGAGAGACUACCGGGAGAUGCUCGACACGUCCAUCGAGUACUUCAAACUGGUCGAGGAGACGGAGCAUUGGAUGGCUGAUGGCAACGACCUCCUUAUCACCCUUAGCAGCAAUGCCAACAGGUGCUCGAAGCCUGAUGAUACAGACGAGCUGCUACGUCCAAUCAACAGAUUUGUGGAGGAAGGAAAACCAGUCCAGGAUGAGAGACUGAACCAGAUCUCAGAGCUGGCUGUACAGCUGUAUGGAGACGAGGGCCCCAGCCGGGUGCACAAUCUGUACGUACAGUACCAGGACCUCAUGCAGAACUUCCAGCAGGCCGAGAAUGAGGUCGACAAGCUCAGACAUAACCUGGAGCAAAUGGACCAGGAACCAGCCAUGGAGCAGUUUGUCCCCAUGGAGGUCACAGUGACCGCCCAGGCCCCACCCCGCCCACCCCGUAUCACUCAGCAUCUCAAGAACGCUGAAGUCAUGGAGGGAACAAAGGUGGUAUUCGAGUGUCACAUCGAGUCAGAGAUCACAUUCGAGGUGCGCUGGUUCAAGGACAGCCUCCCUUUGAACUCCCCCGACUAUGAGACGCGUCUGGAUGGCAACAAGGCGACGUUGACCAUCGAGGAGACAUUCUCUGAGGACACGGCCCGCUACACUGCACGAGUAAGGAACGGGGCAGGGGAGGCGGAGUCCUCCGCAUAUCUGCAUGUGAAAGAGACACAUCAGCAAAUAGUCCCACCAGAUUUUACAAAGAACCUAAAAUCCGUUGACGCCCUCGAAGGCAGCCCCUUUGCCUUUGAGUGCCACAUAAUGGGCAUCCCUUCCCCCACAAUAAGUUGGUACAAGGACGAGAUCAAUAUAGACAAUUCCCCCGAUUACGUCAUUACCAAGAUCAAUGGCACGUGUUGCCUGAAGAUAAAGACUGUCACACGAGAGCACAGCGCUCGGUACACGUGCAGGGCAAAUAACCCUGGCGGUGAGGCUGCGUCUUCCGCCCGACUUGGUGUUAUUCCUGCCCAAACUCCCAUCAUACAGCAACCACUGAGGGAUGUUGUGGGAGCCGAGGGCAAGCCUGUCCGCCUGGAGAUCGUGUUCUCCGCCAGCCCACCACCCCAGGUCAUGUGGUACAGGGGUCCAGAGAAACUCACACCAUCACACCUGUACACUAUCACCAUAGAAACCACAAGGUCAAUGCUAGAGAUCACGGAGGCUUUCCCGGAGGACUCGGGAGACUAUUCUGUCGUGAUUCGUAACCCACUGGGAGAAGUACGCAGCUCCUGCACCAUAACCAUCGAGAGCUUCUACUCCAGUGCUGCUGAGAAAGUUGAUAAAACUGAGGACAUGUCAGUAGCCUCCCUUGAGGAGCCCGUGGCCCCUACCUUCACCCAGCACCUGCUGCCCAACAGGGAGGUCAUGGAGGGGGCCAGGGUCAGACUGGACUGCGUGCUGAUUGGCAACCCCGAACCUGAGGUGAUCUGGUACCACAACGAGAAGCCAGUGAAGGAGUCCUCGGACAUUCAGCUGCUGUUUGAAGGUGACCGCUGCACCCUGGUGAUCAGGGAGGCAUACCUGGAGGAUGCUGGCACAUACAGGGUGGCCGCCAAGAACGAAUACGGCCUUGCCGAAAGCAACUGUAGACUCCAUGUAGAACCAUUGAGUGAGCUAAGUGAUGCCUCAAUGACUGGUGAAAUCACUGCUCCAAAGUUCACACAGUUGCUUAGAGACGUGACGACCUCCCAAGGUCAGAGGGUCACGCUUCAGUGCAGAGUUCAAGGUCACCCACUGCCCAGUGUCCAAUGGUUCAAGGACAAUCGCCCAUUGGAAUCUAGCAAUGACUUCCAGGUGACUGCCUUCGCUGAUGUCCACAAUCUGACAAUCCCAGAGGCCUUUGUGGAGGACGGGGGCCACUACAUGGUGAAAGCCACCAAUAAAGCAGGUGAGGCGAAAUGCUACGCCAAGCUGGUUGUGCGCCCUGCCCCACAGGAACUGAUGAAGAGCAUAGAGACCAGAAGAACCACCACGGAGCUGACACACUCUCCACCAGAGUUCUUGAAACUCUUCCAGGACAAGGUGGUACGACCUGGGGACUCUGUCACACUGGACUGUGUCAUUGUGGGCAGCCCAAAACCAAAGGUUUCCUGGUUUGUCAACGGGGAACCAGUGGUGUCCCAGGACUACCAGAUCACCAUGGACGGGGACCGCUACUCGCUCCACAUCCCUGAGGUGUUUGACGAGGACGCAGGCCGGUUCUCUGUCACUGCCGAGAACUCCUCCGGCAAGGCCACCUGCUCCGGAAUGCUUCAUGUGGAGGAACCCAUGUCCACUGAUGUCAUGCCAGUUGUAAAGAGCCGAACCUUUGAGUCAUCCAUAGGUCGAUACUCGUCUACCGAGACUCUGACCACAACAGAAACCCACAUCUCCCGUCGGUCCAUCACUGAGGUCCGCUCAGACGGGCCCUCUUACAUCCCAUCUUCCGAGGAACACUCGACAACACUCGUGACCGACGUGAGACCCAAAUACGAGACAUACCCCGAGAUACAAGCAAAGGAGAAGUUUGCCACGACCAUAACGACCGACAUGCAGCCAAAAUACCAGGCUGUCGAUCUGACUAUUUCUGUCCCGAUUCCCCCCAAGUUCCUUCAGGCGCUGAAAAAUGUGUCGACUAUGGAGGGAACUAAAGUUACUUUUGAGGGCGUAGUGACAGGCAAACCUGAACCCACUGUUAAAUGGUUCAAAGAAGGUAAAGACCUGAAUGACGGUCCAGACUUUGAAAUCUCGUACCGUGACGGACGCGUUUCGCUGAUGAUUCCGGAAACGUUUCCAGAAGAUUCCGGCAAAUACACAUGCAAGGCAACAAACAUGGCAGGGACUUGCUCCAGCACUGCUGAGCUCAUUGUGAGAGCUGCAGUGACUCCGCCCUCAUUCACUGAGAGGCUGUAUGAUGUGUCCAUCAAGGAGGGUCAGCCAGUGAGAUUGACAGUCAGACUGGCAGGAAACCCCGCCCCCGAGGUCACAUGGUAUAGAGAUGGCAAGAAGCUUAUCAGCUCACCCGACUUUGAAAUUAUACAGGAGGGAGACAUCCACUCGCUGUACAUACCGGAGGUAUUCUAUGAGGACGCCGGUCAGUUCACCGUGAAGGCCCUCAACGCUGGAGGUCAGGCGCAGGUCACGGCCAAUCUCACUGUGGAAAGCCUCCCAGUAGAUGAAGUCAUGGAGGAAGAACAGAAACCUUUCAGUGAGGCUCGGGAAAUGUUCGAGCCAACUCGUGCGCCAGGAACCAGAACAGCCCCAAAACGGCCUGGACCCUCAGUGCCUCCAAAAUACUCGAAAAUCCAGAAACCCGAUGAAGACAAGAAACCAGAAAAAUACACCGAACAGGUGAAAAUGGAGAUUGUAGAUCAGAGACCGUUUCCGGAAUUCCAGAAAAGGAUUCCGGUUUAUGGAGUACCAGUGGAGGAAGCUUUACAGGAACCAGAAAGGAAGGUGAAAUCAACAACAGAAAUGCGGCUGCCAAAGUUUGGUAUCCCCAUUGAAGAAGAAGUGGCUCCACCUGCUCACAAGACACUCUACCUGAAAGAGAGGCCCAAAUUUAUUCGGCCAUUACACGACCAGAAGUGCCAAGAAGGUCAAAGGGUGAGACUUGAGGUCACGUUCAAAGGUCAGCCUGAGCCCAUCGUGAAAUGGUAUCGUGAUGACUCUGAGAUUCAGAGCUCCGCUGACUUUGAAAUCACAUACAGCAAUGAGAGCACAUCACUCUCGAUAGCAGAGGCUUUCCCAGAGGAUUCUGGGACAUUCAAGUGUGUCAUAACAAAUGCUGAUGGAACGGCAACCUCUGAGUGCCAGCUGACAGUGUUGUCCUCUGAGUCCCCAGUUUUGGAGCAGUUUGUUCCGGAAGUUUCCGGCCCUCGCGAGGAGCGGAUACCGUCCCCUAUCGAGGCAGUGAAGCCGAUGUUCAUAGAGCGUCUGCAGACGACACGUCUCGUUGAAGACACGAACAUCGUGUUGGAGGCGUACGUGUCUGGCCAGCCUUUCCCAGACGUCUACUGGACCAAAGAUGACCGCCUGCUUAAACCUGAUACGAGACACAAGAUCACUAUAGACGAGAGCACAGGCAAGUGCACCCUGUUCAUAUUCCGCUGUGAGCCAGCAGACGCUGGAGACUAUGCCUGCAUUGCCAGGAAUCCCAUUGGAGAGUCCACUACUAUGGCAACCGUUCUGCCUGUGGAAAAACCAUCAACCCCUGCACCACCGUUGCCCGCCUCCAUGCCACCGACCUUGACCUUUGACCAGGAGGUCCUGCAGAGGUCACAGCAGCCUCGCCGCACUGAGAGAGACUUCUACGUGCCGCGGUCUGCCAAGAUCCUCGAGAGCAACCUGGACUACCGCAGGUCCCAGUCAGAGAAGGAGGAACCAGAAUACCAGCCCAUUCAUGAGGAUGGGGUGAAACAGUUCCAAGUGUCUGGAUUUGAGGACCGUCUCCGUGAAGAAAUCCAGUACCGAGAGGGUAAAGUACGCUUUGCGAGUGAGACAGAAACAUCUGAAUAUGACUCUGAGGUGCCCAAUGACUUGCCAGAAAGCCCACCUCAGAUUGUGCAGCCAAUCAAAGACUUCAGACUCAUGGAGGGCGCAGAUGCUACCUUUGUGUGCAGAAUUUCAGGCAAACCUAGACCAAAGGUUGCAUGGUACAAAGACGGUCAUCGCGUGAAGCGUUCCAAUCGCUACGAGAUCAAAUACGACCGUGAUGGUUUCUGCACACUGCGUAUUCGCAUGGGCCUCCCGGAAGACGCAGGAUUCUACACAGUUCUUGCCGUUAACGCCCAUGGAAAGGACACCUGCUCCAGCGAACUGUUCGUUGAAACCGUGGGAAAUAUUGAUGCCACCUCAUUCGUGCAGCCUGAGACCCUGGACAGAAUACUGCGAAGGGAUUCUACCCGAGCUGGCACAGAUCAGCCUCAAGAUGUUGGUGGGGUGUUUGAGUCCCAACUCAAGCCCUCAUUCCGGGUCAAACCCAAUGACACAGAGGUUAGGGAAGGUCACACGGUCAGGUUUGACACCUUGGUUACCGGACGACCAGCACCAGAACUCACGUGGUUCUGCAAUGACCGCAAAGUGUAUCCCGAUGACAACCACAAGAUGGUAGUUAAUGAGGAGGAGGUUCACUCUCUGAUCAUUACGAGGGCCUCACCCCUAGACGCCGGUGUGUACACCUGCCUGGCAGAAAACAAGGGCGGACAAGCACAGUUCAAUGUCAACCUCAGAGUGCUUGAACGGGAGCAAAUGCAGCCACCAAAGUUUGUGGAGCGCAUGCAGAACUACACAGUGAGUGAAGGUCAGUCUGUGACAUUGACCGCGCGGGCUGUGGGCACACCCACGCCCAUGAUGAGCUGGCAGAAGAACAACAAGACACUGACACCCGGCAAAGACUACAAAAUGGAGAUAGACAAUGGGAGAGCGGUCCUGUACAUUGACAACGCCAAGAAGACGGACUCCACCUGGUUCCAGUGCACGGCUGUGAACGUGGCGGGUACAGCAUCAACCAGGGCCAAGCUUGUCGUGCAGCCUGAGUUGACAAAGAAGGAAGAACCUGCACCGAAGUUCAAUGUGGUUCCUAGACAGACCUCUCUUUCACCUCAAUACGAGAUCCAGUCUGAAGGCCCUGUACAGGAGAUCUCGUAUGUACGAGACGGGGACAGCGCAGUACUGCGCUUGAUUAAGGAGGAGGAGCUAAGCAGUGUGACUCCUCUCAGUUCUCUGUCAUCUGAGUCCCCUGACGGAUACUCGCCCUAUUCGACCUUGGGUCGCCCCGGGGUCAAACCCCCACCUCCGACCCCCAUAAGCGCCUCGGUUGAAGCCUCUCCAGAGCUGAGGCGGAAAAGGAUGCCUUUCCACAAGAUGGAAAAGCCCGAACCACUUGCCGUUCCCAUGGAAAUAGACGGCGAAGAAGAAACAAAGAUACCUACCAUGGCUGAAGCAAGAGCCAGAUUUGAUACUACUGACUCAGUCCCACCUAAAAAGGUGUCCAAGAUGGAGUUCAAGCCCGUGGCCCCUCAAAAGGUGCCACUGGGACCCAAAAGAGAGCCAAUCCCUGUGGAGGAGAGGGAUCACAGGGACAUUGCCCCUGCGCAGGCUAGAACACCUGAGCAGCCCCUCAGGAUCACCAAGAAGAGUCCCUCACCCAGUUACGAACUGCAAGCAGAAGGACCUGUUCAGCAGAUCAGCUAUGUGUCUGACACAGAAUGUGGAUAUGUCCGUGUGGUGUCCGAAGAGGAACUGGACUUUAGGAGACGUGAUGAGCCCACCCGGGCUGUCCCACCUCAACAGAUCCCACUUUCUGAAGACGAUGAACGCAUUAGAAAUGCACCACGUAAGGUAGCACCGCCAAAGGCUCCUAAACCCAAAAAGGGAGAUAGCUCCGCCUUUGUGCAUUUCACGCCCGAAGUGCCCGAGUAUUUUAGCGCUCCUGAGUCAUCCGACAAAUCAGAAACGGAACUGCUUCUUAAGGUUCCGCCAAUGGUGAAACCAAAGCCUAAACGCAAAGAAGAUUCACCAGAAAGUCACUAUGACAUCCAAGAGAAAGGCUAUGUUCAGGAGAUACACUACGUCUCCGACACUGAACGCGGCACGCUGCGUUUAGUGAAUUAUUCCACGGAGGAGGAUAUCGGAAGGGGAGAUGACCUGUUUCCUAAAGUUGAACCACAAAUUCCGGCUUCCUUGGAAACUAAAUAUAAAUUAUUCAGGCCCCAGAAACCACCGUCUCCAAAAGAAAGGCGGAGGACAAGGAAAACACCUUCACCUCCAAAAGAAAAGUCCAGGGAUGUAGACCAUGAGAGCGCUGUUCGGGAGUAUAUCCGCCGAGAGGGGGAGGCCCCAGCGCCCGAGGACCUGUACCACAAGAACAAGGAACUGCCUCCAGUGUUCCGUACUGAGAUCAAGAACAUGAUCAACCUGAAAGAGAACGAGCCCAUACACUUCGAGUGCAAGCUUGUUCCCAUUGGAGACCCACAUAUGAAGGUCGAGUGGUUCAAGGACGGACAGCCACUGCAGUUUGGCCACCGUUACAAACCGAGCCACGAGUUCGGGUUCGUGUCUCUGGAUAUCCUAUACAUGUACCCAGAGGACUCUGGUGUGUACACCUGCCGGGCAACCAACGAGUUCGGUACCGCGGAGACCGUGUGUGAGGUCAGGUGCAAAGGUCGUAGGUCCAUCAUCAUGGACUCCCAGCUGCCAGGAGAGGGCGCCCUGCGGCUGCAGGAAAUGGAGGAGAUCAGGAGAAGUCAAACAACCUUGGAAGAGAAUGCGAUUGAAGAGCCCAAGGCUCGAAGCCCGCCGGGCAUCGACCUGAAACCAGAGCCCAUAGAAGUACAGGAGGGGGAGCCCGCAAAGUUCCUUGUCAAGGUCAGCGGCUACCCACGCCCACGGGUCAACUGGUUUGUCAACGGAUGCCUCAUUGUUGGGGGCACCCGGUACAAGGUGACCUACGACGGAAUGAUGCACUACCUGGAGAUCCCACGUGCGCGGGAGACGGACGUGGGUCAGGUGCGCGUUGUGGCGCGCAACAGCGAGGGAGAGGCGGAGGCAUCAACCACGCUGAAUGUAUUACCCCACGAUGACUGGAGAUCCAAACUCAGACAAGCACCCAAAGGAGAUUUACAAAUUGAGCUAGAUAGACGAGCAAAGAUUGAGCUGAAGAGACCGCAUGUAACAGAAUACAAAAUCAGAGAAACCGAGAAAGUUGGUGACAAGGAGAUCACCAUAAGUCAGUAUGACAAAGAGACAAUAAUCACGGAACAGCAGUACAUCACAACCCACCGCGAACUUCGUCCAGUGAAACAGCCCGAAGAGCGGGAAAUGCCUGCAAGAGUUGUCCGCCCAGAUCGCCCGGAGAUUCAGCUCGAGAUCCAGCAGGCCCGAAUGGUUCCCAUCAUCCCGGAGCCAGUGGAGCCUGUGAAAGGGGACCAGAUGACUUCAGAGCAUCAGGUGCUGCUAGAACGCAGGGAACCACCCGUGUUCACCAAGCCGCUGAGACCUGCGCGGGUCACCGAGGGACAUCCCAUACAAUUGGAGGUUCAUUUCAAGGGCUACCCGCCCCCGUUGAUCACAUGGUAUCGGGACAGCUUCGAGAUCCACCCCUCGUGCUACUUCCAGAUCACAACAACGGAGACCGUCAGUCGACUACAGAUCCCCGAGGUGUUCCCUGAGGAUACCGGCAUGUUCACUGUGAAGGCCUACAACAUGUACGGCAUGGUACAGUGCAAGGCCCGCCUGACCGUGGUGGAAGAGGACGAGCCUACGCGGGACGUCCCACCAGAGUUCCGUAACCUGAUCAGAGACAGCCAGGUCCUGGAGGGGGAACCAGCAACCUUUGACUGCCAGGUGUCUGGUCAUCCCAAGCCCACUGUACACUGGGAGAAGGAUGGCAGACUAAUGGAGGAUAGUCCAAGAAUGAAAUUCAUCAAUGAGGAAGACAACUUCACACUGUUGAUCUUCGAAGUGAUGCCUGAAGAUGCAGGAAACUAUGCCUGUGUUGCCAUCAACACUGUUGGCAAGGCAACAUGCACUGCCAGACUGAACAUUGAAGUUCCCAUUCAGUCCCCAGAAACAGUGUUGCCCAUGGAUACAGAGGUCCCAGUCAGGGCCCCAGAAUGCAUCGAGAAGCCCCGUGACCUUGUGACCGACGAGGGAGAACCGGUGACCUUCACCUGCAGAAUCAGGGGAUCCCCAGCUCCAGUGGUGACGUGGUACCGUAACAACCAGAUUGUGAAGCCCUCCAAGUACUUCCACAUGGACUCAACGCCUGACGGCGUCCACAGCCUCAGCAUCCUCGAGGCCUUCCCAGAGGACACUGGCACCUACAAGAUAGUGGCGAGAAACAAGGCAGGGGAGACAACUGUUACCUGCCACCUCAAGGUGUUCGGCAUAGAAAGUGAGCCAGAGCAUGUUGCGCCUAUGCCCCAGGAGCAGCCACCCCAGAUCCAGCGUCCAAUCACCAACACCCUGGUGGUGGAGGGCAGCCCGGCCAAGUUUGUGGCCCAGUACUCAGGGGAGCCCCAGCCCCAGGUCACAUGGCUGAGGAACGCUCUGCAGAUCCUGCAGGAGACGCGGGAUAUCAAGAUUGAGACAACAAAGACAUCCACGACCUUGACCUUACGCCAGGCGUUCCCAGAGGACUCAGGCCUGAUCACCUGCAGACUGAAGAACAAACUGGGCAUGACCGAGUGCUCUGCCGAGCUCUACGUGCAAGAUGCUGAGCAGGCCAAGCUGCUAGAGGAGAGGUACAAGACUACGAUUGUGAGGACGCCACCUGAGUUUGUCAAGCCUCUGCCGGCUGUGUGUCAGAUACAGCCCGGGGAAGUCACCAGGUUGGAGGCAACAGUGGCAGCGCAGCCACCUCCAAAACGUUACACCUGGACGCGACAGGGCCAAGAGCUACGUCCAGACGAGCGACAUCGUAUUGUGCGUGAGGCCAACACAAUCAUCCUGAUUAUCUCCCCCACUCAACCUCAGGAUGAGGGUGAAUACAUCCUCAGUGUGGAGAAUGACCUUGGGGAGGUCACCUGCAGGACAACCUUGACCUUGCCUGGCAAAGAGAAGAUCAUACAGUUGCCAUCGACAACCACUGAGCCAAUGACCUUGACCCACACCACGACAACUAUCACCAGGGAGGAGCUCAUAACGACAAGGACAAUCCAACCAGAGCUGGUCCAGCCUCUAGAGCCUGAAAUCUACGUUAGAGAACGGGGCAUUGCAAGACUGGAGUGCAAGAUCGAUGCGUACACUCCCCCACUGGUCACGUGGUUCAUUAACGGGAUGGAGAUCAAGCCCUCCCCUCACUACGAGAUGCUGUACGACGAUGGGAAGUCUGUCCUGCUGAUCAUUGAGGUGGGCCCCGAGGACACGGGAGAGUACACGGUGAAGGCCACAUCUGACGAGAUUGGAGAGGUCGUCAGCAGCACCACUCUCUAUGUGCAAGAACCUGCCACAGAGGAGCUUACACUGCCACGUCAUCGUGACUCAGUCUCCAUUGAGCCAUCGCCCUCGGCGAAAAUGAUGCCGCCUCAUUUCAUCACUGCCGUCCAGUCCGUACAGGCAGUGGAUGGCCAGGAGCUCCGUAUGCCAUGCAAGGUAACUGGCAAGCCAAUGCCGCAGAUUUCCUGGUACCACAAUGGCAAAAACAUCGACCAAGACGAAGAAUACGUGAUCACGUACAACCCAGAGACUGGCGAUAUCAGUUUGCUGAUUGUGGAAGUUUUCCCUGAAGAUGAGGGGGAAUAUGUUUGCGUUGCCCACAAUCCAGCUGGUGAUGCAGUUACCAGGGCAACUCUGGUUGUCAUGGAAGCUGAGGUCACUGAAGAGGCACCAGAAGGCACUGAAAUGCUUGUCGAAGAAACAUCCGUGAAGAAAACCACUGAAGUAGUUUCGAUGGACAUUGAGAUUGAAGAAGACCAAGUAAAGCCAAAUGUCAUUGAACGCCCUAAACCAGUACCUAUGGAAGAGACCAGGCCAGAAUCCCCAACUCCAGAAGAAUUUACACCUUCAACUUCUCAGAAAGUUGAGAUUGUACCAGAUUUGAGACUUGAAGUUCAUGAGGUUGUUGUUCAGCCAAAGACAAAAGAAACGGUCAAAAUUACACUUAAAACUGAUAAAGCAUAUGAAGUUACUGAAGAAGAACUUAAGCCUGAAUUGAUUGAAAGACCAAAACCUGUUCCUCUUGAGGAGACAAGGGGAAGGUCUCCGUCACCUCAACUGUUCGACACAGUUGAUGCUGAGAUAACUGUUGAAAUCCCAGAAGAGAAAGUACAAGCACCAGAGGCUGAAGAGGAGGUUCUUGAACAAACUGUUAAACCAAAGAAAUUGGAUAGGCCUUUGCCAAAACCAAUUGUAGCUGAAAAACCAGCAAGAGCAGAGUCUCCUGUGUAUGAAGAGAUUGCUGAAGCUCCAAUAUAUGAAGAAAUACCUGAAAGACCACCAAAGCCAGCAGAAGAAGAGAUUCUUGAAGCUUCUGUAAAAGCAAAGAAAGUUGAAAGACCAAAACCAAAACCUUUGACUGAAGAAAAACCGGUAGAACCAGACUUUGAAGAGGAAGUUACAGUUUUGAAAGAACAUCCAAAGGAAACUGGUCCUGCUGUUGAUGAGGAGACUCUUAUCCCAGAUAAUGUUACAAAGAAAGUAGUAAUACCUGAAUUGAAACCACGUGACGAAUCGGUUGACAAAAAAUCCACCAGAGAUGGUGAGGAAGCACCGCCAAGGAAGGAAGAUAUUCAUGUGGAAGACAUUUAUCAGACUAUUGACGAAGCAGACUCAGUUGAAGAAAUUGCCCCUGAGUUUGUAGAGAUGCUGCAACCACAGAUGGUCAAAGAUGGGGACAGAGUAGUGCUGAAAUGCAGAGUGAUCGGAGUACCAACACCGUCGGUAACAUGGUACAAAGAAGGACAGGAGGUGAUGCCAAGUUCUGACUACCAAACAGGCAUGGAUGCUAGUACUGGUAUUUGUGUACUGGAGAUUCCAGAAGUGUUCCCUGAGGAUGCUGGCGAGUAUGCUUGCAGAGCCGUGAACCCGUUUGGAGAAUCAGUCACAACAGCCAAUCUUCUUGUUGAAUUGGCAGCUGAUGAGCCCUCUGAGAUUUCCACGACCUCCACGGAGGCCACAACGAUUGUAGAGCAGGAGGUGACUGAGGAUGUACCCAGGGAUGAAAGCCCAAUGGAAGAGGAGGCACCUGCUCAGGGUGUGGUAUUGGAAGUCCCUCUAGAUGAGGCACCAACCGAGGUUAUGCCGCGACAGAAACACGAGGUUCCUAUGGAGACAACCCCACGUGAAGAAAGGCCAGUGCAGCAACAGGCCCCGACCUUUGUACGACCCCUGGUGUCCGAUAUGGAACUGCCAGAGGGGGGCGUUGCCAAGUUUGUGGUCGAGGUUGCCGGGGAACCGUUGCCCACGGUAACCUGGUAUUUCAAUGAUUCAGCCAUUGAGCCAAGCCCAAGAGUUCAGAUAAUAUUCAGUGACCGUCAGUGCACACUGCUGAUUUUCAACACUGUGCCUGAAGACUCUGGGACUUACAUGGUUGAAGCAAGAAAUGAUGUUGGUGCAAAGACAUGCAGAUCAACUUUACAUAUUACUCCUCACAAGACCAUGGACUUUGAACUAGUACCAGAGCAGGGAGACAGGUCAAGCUUUUUGUACACAGACGAGGAAGAGGACACCAGCGUCAAGCGCCCAGUCUUUGAAUCUGAUUAUGCCUUCACUUCUGAGGAUGAAAUCCCUGAAGACCAACUCAUUGCUCCAGAAUUCACCCAACUGCUCCAGCAAAGACUGUCCAGGACGGUCAGAGGGUUGAGAUGGUUGUGCGUUUCCACGGGCGGGCCGUCUCCACGGAUACGCUGGUUCCAUAACGGUCAGGAGGUGCUGAGAACCACUGACUUUGAGAUCAUCAUUGACUACAACACAGGAACCAGUGUGCUGAUCAUUGUUGAGGUUUUUCCUGAAGACGAGGGUGAAUACACCUGUGUCGCCUCCAACAAACUCGGGGAGACAAUAACAACAUGUCUCCUCACAAUUAUCAGUCCAGAUGAGGAAGUGCCAGUCUCUGAGACCCACAAAGAGACUAUCGAAGUCCAGCAUACAAAGCCGGAAACCAAGGAGAUCCCAGAGACUACGCGAGUCACGAAAACGAUCCACAUUGAAGACCAACAACCAGAGGACGAUGAGUCCAUGGUUGUUCCUGAGGGGACCACUCACACAGAGGCCAUUAGGAUUGACAAACCAAAGCAAACUGUUGUCUUCCCUGAAGAUCAGACUUACACGGAGCUUGUUCAGGUCACUCCGUUGGCCCCUGGGCCUAAAAAGAAGAGCCCCAGCAUAGAGAUCAGGGUUGGUGUUCCAAUGACUGUACCUUCUACUACUGCUCAGCGCGUUACUGAGACCACCACAUACACCACCAUAACAAGCCAGAUUCAGGAGCAGCCAGAGGAGAUUCCUGAAAUCCGUGAAGGCAAAGAGACAAGAAGGACUACCAUCAUAUUUGAUCAGCCAGGGACGCAGCAAACUGUAGCUGUUGAGGUCCCUGAGAAGCCAGUGCCAACUGAUGUUAUCUCAGCAACAGAAACAGUAAAAACCACAGUUACCAAGCAACUGAGAAUCAGGGAACUCGACCAGAAUGAAGAAAUCCCAGAGUCACACACUGAAACUAUUGAAAUUCUUCAACAGCCACAGCCUCAAGAAGUAGAAAUGUUAGUUAAGGUUCCAACGAAACUUACUAAGGAAACAACCUUCAUAACCAUGGCAACUGAGGAGCAACCUCAACCCCAAAGGAUAGAAGUUGAGAUUCAGGAAUCCAUCACAACAAAGAUGCCUAUGAAACAGACUGAAAUUGUAAUCCCCAAAACCAAAACAAGCAUUACUGAAAUAGAGCUUGUUGCUCCACAGGCUCCGGUGGAAACAACAAGACCUACCGAUGAGCAUGUUGAAGAGGUGAGGCAAACUAUCGAGGUACCUGCGCAAAUGAAACCAACAGAAUCUGCCAAGAAGGAGAUGCCCGAUGAAACAAAACCAAAUGAAAAGGAGAAAAUUGAGAUUGAAGUCAAGCCUCAGGCUAAACAAGAAAUUAUGUUUGAAGUUUCCACUACUCAAACCCAACCAGAAGAAGCUGUUCCAAUUGAAUCUCAAGCUUCUGCACCAAGCCAAGCCCUAACAGUUGAAGAACGCGAGACAAUUACUGUUAAGCCUUCUCCUGAAAUGGAAACUAGGGCACCUGAAGAUGAAAUAAAAAUAUCAGAAAGGGAUACAAUUGAAAUUGUGAGAAUACCAUCUGAGGAGCAAACGUUUGUGGUGGAUAUUGACAUUGCAGAUAGAGCUCCAGUUGUUUCUGAAACUGUUCAGAUUGAUACAGUGACAAGGGAGACUACUUAUGAGCAAGUUGUUCCUGAAGUAACUGACAUCCAUAAAGAAGAGAUAACUCUUAAUGUGACAGGUAAACCACUGGAAGAGGUUCAGCUAACAUUUGAUAUUCAGUCUGUUGAGAAACAAGUUCCGCAAACAGAAGAAGUCAGAGAGACUGAAACUGUUGUUGAAAUGGUGACUGAAACUAUUUCAUUACCUGAACUUGAGGAAACACAGACAACACAUUUGCCUGUUGAUACUGAAGAGAAACAUAUGGAAGGUGUUAAAUUUACUAUUGACCUGCAAGAAAUGGAAACAACUGAAACAGAAGAAGUCAAGUUAACUGAGGAAACUGAGACUACCUUUAGGACAAGUGUUGAAAUUCCUUCAGUUACAGAAACAACAAUGGAAGAAGUUAGCCUGGAGUUUGAAGAACAGCCGUCUGAGGUUACAAUGGUGAUUCAAAUGCCACAAGAAAAGGAAAAUAUAGUCACUGAGGAAACCACUGCUUUUGAAAUAACAACAGUUACUGAAGAACUUCAACAAGAAGUGCCAGAAAUUGAACAAAAAUAUAAGGAUGAGAUAAAUAUUGUGACUGAUGAAAGACCACUUGAAGCUGUCCAGUUUGAUAUUGAAAUUAGUGAUCUAGAAGUACCUGUAAGUACAAAGGUUACUCAUUUUGAUAUUACAACAGAAACUGUAACCAAAACAGUUGAAGUACCAACUAUUGAAGAGACACAUAAGGAAGAGAUAACAUUUGAUGUGCAAAGAAAACCAAACCUGGUUGAAAUGGAAAUUGAAGUACCAACAUCAGACAUAACUGAGGUUGUUACAGUUACUAUAGUAGAGAAAACUUUUGAGUUACCCACUGAGGAAACCCCUGAAUCACACAAGGAAGAGGUUACUCUUGAUAUUCAAAAGAAACCAGAAACUGUCCAGUUAGACAUCGAGGUACCAACAUCAAAAAUAACCACAGACACAGUUGUGACAUCAGUUAAUGAAACCAUUGAACUCCGUACCCAAGAGGACACAUACACAGAAGAAGUAACGUUUGAUAUCAAACGUAAGCCAGAACAAGUAGAGAUGCAAGUUGAAGUUCAAACACCUGAAGUGGCAAGCGAAACUGUAACAAUGACAACCACACAUGAGACAUUUGUUUUACCAGAGGAAGACGUGCCUAAAACACACAAAGGUGAGAUUCAGUUCAAUAUAACACGAAAACCAGAUGUGGUACAGAUGGACGUUGAGGUUCCAACUUCUGAAAUUACCACUGAAUCAGUGACUGUCACUUCAGUAGAAGAAACAUUUGAGUUACCCACUGACGAGACCCCUGAAACACACAAGGAAGAGGUUAUUCUUGAUAUUCAAAGUAGACCCGACACAGUCCAGAUGGAAAUCGAUGUACCAACAUCAGAAAUAACCACAGAGACAGUUGUGACAUCGGUUCAGGAAACAAUUGAACUUCCUACUGAAGAAGAAACAUACACAGAACAGGUAACUUUUGAUAUCAAACGUAAGCCAGAACCAGUAGAGAUGCAAAUUGAAGUGUCAACACCUGAUGUGACAAGUAAAACUGUAACAGUGACCACCACACAGGAGACAUUUGUUUUACCAGAGGAAGACGUGCCUAAAACACACAAAGGUGAGAUUCAGUUCAAUAUAACACGAAAACCAGAUGUGGUACAGAUGGAUUUUGAGGUACCAACUUCUGAAAUUACUACCGAAUCAGUUACUGUUACUUCAGUAGAAGAAACAUUUGAGUUACCUACAGAAGAAACCCCUGAAUCACACAAGGAAGAAGUAACGUUUAAUCUUAAAACAAGACCCGACACAGUCCGGAUGGAAAUUGAUGUUCCAACAUCAGAAAUAACCACAGAGACAGUUGUGACAUCAGUUCGGGAAACAAUUGAACUUCCUACUGAAGAAGAAACUUACACAGAUGAGGUAACUUUUGAUAUCAAACAUAAGCCAGAACCAGUAGAGAUGCAAAUUGAAGUGCCAACACCUGAUGUGACAAGUAAAACUGUAACAGUGACCUCCACGCAGGAGACAUUUGUUUUACCAGAUGAAGACGUGCCUAAAACACACAAAGGUGAGAUUCAGUUCAAUAUAACAAGAAGACCAGACGUGGUACAGAUGGACUUUGAGGUACCAACUUCUGAAAUUACCACCGAAUCAGUGACUGUUACUUCAGUAGAAGAAACAUUUGAGUUACCUACAGAAGAAAUCCCUGAAUCACACAAGGAAGAAGUAACGUUUAAUCUUAAAACUAGACCCGACACAGUCCGGAUGGAAAUCGAUGUUCCAACAUCAGAAAUAACCACAGAGACAGUUGUGACAUCAGUUCGGGAAACAAUGGAACUUCCUACUGUAGAAGAAACUUACACAGAUGAGGUAACUUUUGAUAUCAAACGUAAGCCAGAACCAGUAGAGAUGCAAAUUGAAGUGCCAACAUCUGAUGUGACAAGUAAAACUGUAACAGUGACCUCCACACAGGAGACAUUUGUUUUACCCGAGAAAGACGUGCCUAAAACACAGAAAGGUGAGAUUCAGUUCAAUAUAACAAGAAGACCAGACGUGGUACAGAUGGACUUUGAGGUACCAACUUCUGAAAUUAUCACUGAAAAAGUGACUGUUACUUCAGUAGAAGAAACAUUUGAGUUACCAACAGAAGAAAGCCCUGAAAAACACAAGGAAGAAGUCACCCUUGAUAUUAAAAAGAAACCACAAACUGUUCAGAUGGAAAUUGAGGUACCAACAGCAGAAAUAACCACAGAGACAGUUGUGACAACAGUCCAUGAAACGAUUGAACUUCCUGCCGAACAAACUUUUGACACACACACAGAAGAGAUGACUUUGGAUAUUAAACGCAAACCAGAACCAGUAGAGAUGAAGAUCGAAGUUCCUACUUCCGAAGUAACAUCAGAAACUGUUACAAUAACAUCAGUUCAAGAAACACUUGAAAUCCCUACUGAAGAAAUGUCAGAAAAGGAAUCACACAAGGAAGAAAUUCUACUAGAUAUAAAAGGUAAACCACAACAGAUGCCUGAAUUGAAACUUAAGGUUUCUAUUGAAUCUGAUGGCGUGGAAAAAAGCCCAAAAGAAGAGAAAGAAAGCCCCAAGGAGAGAAGCCCAAAACAAGAAAGUCCUCUUCAAGCUCCAACAACUGAGGAAAUAUUCCAAACAUUUGAAUCUGUGGAAGAAGGAGCCCCAGAGUUUACAUGGGGCUUGACAUCUCUGAAAGUAAUGGAUGGAGAGGAAGCAAGGUUUAUGUGCGAGGUGAAAGCUGACAUUACUCCAGAGAUUGCAUGGUUCCAUGAUGGGAAGCCGAUAUCUGAGAAUCAAGACUUCCAAAUCUCCUUUGCACCAGAGACAGGUAAAUGCACCCUUCUGAUUGUGGAGGUAUUCCCCCAAGAUGCUGGUGAAUAUUGCUGUGUUGCCAUCAAUAAAUUAGGAAAGUGCAUCUCAAGAGCCACACUUGAAGUUGAAUCUUAUGAAUAUGUGGCCGAUACUGAGGAAGCCUCUGAUUCAGUCCACUCAUCAAUGGAUACAAUGUCACCGCGAAGAAUGCCUGACUCGGACACUGAAAUGUCUGAGGCUAGGCGUCAUUUGCUGGACGAAAUGCAAGAUAUGCAGGAUCGCAUACAUGCUGUUUUUUCUGGUGUUCGAGAUGAAAUCGAAGCUGACUUAAAAGAAUCUGAACAAAGAAGGGAAGAAAUUAUGAGCACAAGCCUUCAUGAAGACCAUCUGGUGGAAGACAUUUCAGAUCUUUCUGAAGAACAGCCAGAGGAAGCUCAUUUAGAUGAAGGAGAUCUUAUUGAAGAGACAACCGUACAGCUUUAUCCUGAGUCAAAGACCGACGAAACAGUUCAAGCAACCCAAGAAGAAAGUUUCUCUGAACUAAAACCUGUGCAAGAGGAUAGUGUACAACCUUUGUCGGAAGUAUAUGAAGUCCAGAUUCCAGUUAAAGCACCUCAACCUGAAACAAACAUCGAUUUAAUGUCAGAAGAAAAAACCAUUGAUGACCAACCUGAUGAAAUUGAAAUUGUUGAAACAACAAAAGAAACAAUCACUGAAACAGAAAUUGUUUUGGACGUGGAAAGGCCACUUGAGAAGCAGCCAGAGUCCUAUAAAGUUGAAAUAGUAUCAGAAGCAAGGGACUCACCUGACGUUAUAAACAUUUCUGAAACAACAACAGAAAAGACAACUGUGACAGAGGUUAUAUCUGAUGCACCAGUGCAAGCUGUCAAACAACCAGUAGAGUUUGAAGUUGAAAUUUUAUCAGAAACUCCUGACCAAAGUGAAGCUAUACACGUAUUGGAAGUUUCCACAGAAACAGUUGAAACAACUGAGGUUGCUACAGAUGUUGAAGAGUCAGAUAAAAAGGAACCUGAAGAAUUUAAAGUUGAUUCUGUUAAAGAAUACCAUGACAUUUCUGAAGUAAUGGAGAUAUUAGAGACACCAUCUGAAAAAACAGAAUCAAAAGAAAUUGUUGUUGUUAUUGAAAAGCCAGUUGAAAAACUUGAAAAAGAGUUUAAGGUUGACAUAUUGACUGACCAUGAAGAAAAACCUGAACUUACAGAUGUUUCUGAGACCCCAUCUGAGCAAACAACAAUUACUGAAAUUUCGCAGGACUAUACAUUGCCAGAGAAAGCUCUUCAGGAAUCAAAUGUGAAAUCUCAAUCUGAAGAUAUUAAGAAACCUGAUGUCACUGAUAUAUCUGAGACACUAUUGGAGGAAACCAGUGUUUCUGAUGUUGGUUGUGAAGCCCAAACACCACAAAAGGCAGAAAAAGAAGAAUUUAACGUAAUCCUCCUGUCUGAUGACAACCAGGAAAAACCUGAGGUAUCAGAUGUUUCAGAACUACCAACUGAGAAUGUUUCACCGACAGAAAUAAGUACAGAGGUUGCUGAAUCACAAUUGGUAUUGAGGGUGGAAAUGAAAACUGAUGCUGUUACAGACGAUAUUGAAAAGCCAGAAGUAAGUGAAGUUUCUCCUGUAAACUCUGAAAUUGCAGAAACGAGAGCUAUUGAGGAGAUUUCAGCAGCACAGCCUAAUAAAGUGCCAACAUUGUCUAAAACCAAUAUAGUUGAAGACAUACCAGAAACAAUUGAUGUGUCUGAAGUGGCUGUAGAAUCUCCACAGGAGGUACAUAUCUCUGAAUUGCAACCGGUAAGUUCUACUGUGUAUGAAUCUUUGCCAGUAAACUAUAAAACAGAUGUUGUCGAAGAGAAAAGAAGUAGUCUGGAAGUAACAGAAGUCAAACCAAGUUCUCCAGAAGAGGCCCAGACUACUUAUAUUCAAAAAGAAGACGUUUUGGUACAUGAAAUAAAACCGGAAGAAUACAAAACUGGUGUUGUUGAAGAUGAUGUUUCAUUAUCAGGCAUCACGGAUGUUCCUGAAGAUAAACCAGAACAAGGAAGUGUGUCAGAUGUUCUAACAGAAACAGUAAUUGCAAAACCUGAAAUUGUUGAAGAACUUGAGGUUGAAGAUAGAGAAAUUGUUAAGGAAUCAUUUAAAGAAGAGAUUUCUGUUGAGAAGGCACCUAAACCCAAAGAUGAAACAUUUAAGUCUGCAAUUGAAGUGACUAAGGAGCCAGAUCAUGACUUUAUCACGGUGACGUUUGGUAUGCAUGCGGGAGAAGAUGAAGAGGAAGUAGAGCACGAAAUCCUUGAAGAAACUGGAGAAAUCUCCAUACCAGUAACUGAACUGGAAAGACCAGUCUUCAUUCUCCCUCUUAAGGAUGAGACAUUGGUCGAAGGCCAAGAUCUUCGGAUGGAAGCCCACGUUCGUGCAAACCCUGCACCAACAGUGCAGUGGUUUGUAGAUGAUGAAGAACUUACUCCUUCUGAUGAUAUACAGAUUAUCUACGAGGAAGGUCGAUGUCUUCUUUGCAUACGGGAGGUUUUCAUUGACGAUGAAGGAGAAUAUUGGGUAGAAGCAACCAAUGAAUAUGGAACAGCCACAACAUCAUCUUACGUGACCAUUCUUCCUGGUGAUGUUGUAUCAUCAGAGGAUCAAGAGGAAGAAGAAGCUCCAGAAGUUGAAACUGAAGCUCCAGCUAAUACAAUAGAAGUUGAGUAUAUUGAGACCAUCAGUAAGCAACCAUUAGUUGAGACAGAAGCACCAACAGAAGAGACACAAGUUGAGUACAGAGAAACUGUGGAAAAAACGCUGGAUUUUGAAACAGAGGAACCAACAUAUGAAUCAACUACUGAAACAAAGGAAGAAAUCAAAAUACUUCCACCUGUUGAAACAACUGCUCCAGUUGAAACAACUGGGAUCAUUGAGAGAGAGUUAAUCGUAGUGCAGAAGAAACCGAACGAGGUCACCACAAUUCAUAUCGAGACUAAACAAGAUGUAGAAGUCACCCCUACUGAGCAUAUAGCAGAAGAGAUGCAGAUUGAAAUAAAGCCAAAGAAAGAUGCCUUUGAAGAAAUAAAAAUUGAACUGACAUCAAAGCCUAUUGAACAUGACAUUGUUUUAAGUACAUCUGAGAUGGACAUUAAAACUGUUGAAACAGUUUCUAAUGUUGAAACACCUGCUCCUGUUGCAGAAAUUGAGAUUAUCAAGAGAGAAUCAAUUGAAGUGCAUAAGAAACCGAAAGAUGUAACUGAAAUUCAAAUCAAUACCAAACAAAAUGUGGAAGUCACCACUACUGAGCAGGUUACAGAAGAAAUUAUGAGUGAAAUAAAGCCAAAGAAAGAUGUAUUUGAAGAAAUACAAUUUGAACUUGCAUCAAAGCCUAUUGAACAUGAAUUUGUUGCAAGUACAUCUGAAGAAAAUAUUGAAACUCUGAAAACAGUUUGCGACGUUGAAACACCAGCUCCAUAUGAAGAAAUUGAGAUUAUAGAUAGAGAAUCAAUUGAAGUGCAUAAGGAACCGAAGAUGGUCACAGAAAUUCAUGUUAAGACUGCUCAAGAUGUGGAUGUCAUCCCUACUGAGCAUAUCACAGAAGAGAUGAAGAUUGAAAUAAAGCCAAAGAAAGAUGUAUUUGAAGAAAUACAAUUUGAACUGACAUCAAAGCCUAUUGAACAUGAAUUUGUUGUAAAUACAUCUCAAGAAAACAUUGAAACUCUGGAAACAGUUUGCCAUGGUGAAACACCAGCUCCAGUUGAAGAAAUUGAGAUUAUAGAGAGAGAAUCAAUUGACGUGCAUAAAGAACUGAAGGUGGUCACAGAAAUUCAUGUCAAAACUGCUCAAGAUGUGGAAGUCACCCCUACUGAGCACAUCACAGAAGAAAUGAAGAUUGAAAUAAAGCCAAAGAAAGAUGUAUUUGAAGAAAUACAAUUUGAACUGGCAUCAAAGCCUAUUGAACAUGCAUCUGUUGUAAGUACAUCUCAAGAAAACAUUGAAACAGUGGAAACCGUUUGCGAUGUUGAAACAUCAGCUCCAGUUGAAGAAAUUGAGAUUAUAGAGAGAGAAUCAAUUGAAGUGCAUAAGGAACCGAAGAUGGUCACAGAAAUUCAUGUUAAGACUGCUCAAGAUGUGGAUGUCAUCCCUACUGAGCAUAUCACAGAAGAGAUGAAGAUUGAAAUAAAGCCAAAGAAAGAUUUAUUUGAAGAAAUACAAUUUGAACUGACAUCAAAGCCUAUUGAACAUGAAUUUGUUGUAAAUACAUCUCAAGAAAACAUUGAAACUCUGGAAACAGUUUGCCAUGUUGAAACAACAGCUCCAGUUGAAGAAAUUGAGAUUAUAGAGAGAGAAUCAAUUGACGUGCAUAAAGAACCGAAGGUGGUCACAGAAAUUCAUAUCAACACUGAAGAUGUGGAAGUCACCCCUACUGAGCAGUUGACAGAAGAGGUUAUGAUUGAAAUAAAGCCAAAGAAAGACGAAUUUGAAGAAAUAGAAAUUAAACUGAAAACAAAUCUUAAUGGACAUGAUCUUGUUGUAAGUACAUCUCAAAUCAACAUUGAAACUAUCAAAACUCUUCCUGAUAUCGAAACAUCAGCUCCAGUUGAGGACAUUGAGAUGAUCGAAAGAGAAUCCAUUGAAGAGCAUAAGAAACCGAAGGAGGUCACGGAAAUUCAUAUCAAUACUGAACAAGAUGUGGAUGUCAUCUCUACUGAGGUGAUGAAAGAAGAGGUGAAGAUUGAAAUUAAGCCAAAGAAAGAUGUAUUUGAUGAAAUACAAAUGGAACUGACAUCAAAACCUAUUGAACAUGAAAUUGUUGUAAGUUCAUCUGAAAAAGACAUUGAAACUGUGGAAACAGUUUCUAAUGUUGAAAUGCCAGCUCCACUUGAUGAAAUUGAAAUAAUCGAAAGAGAAUCAAUUGAAGUGCACAAGAAGCCGAAGGAGAUCACGGAAAUUCAUAUCGAGACUAAACAAGAUAUUGAUGUCAUCCCUACUGAGCAGAUGACAGAAGAGAUAAAGAUUGAAAUAAAGCCAAAGGACGAUGAAUUUGAAGAAAUUCAAAUUGAACUAACAGCAAAGCCUGUUGAACACGAUAUUAGUGUAAGUUCAUCUGAAAUCGAAAUUGAAACUGCCGAAACAGUUUUUAAUGUUGAAAUGCCAGCUCCACUUGAUGAAAUUGAAAUAAUCCAAAGAGAAACAAUUGAAGUUCAUAGGAAGCCGAAUGAAAUCAUGGAUAUUCAUAUCAAAACUGAACAAGAUGUGGAUGUAAUCCCUACUGAGCUGAUGACAGAAGAUUUAAUGAUUGAAAUAAAACCAAAGAAAGAUGCUUUUGAAGAAAUACAAAUUGAACUGACAUCGAAGCCUAUUGAACAUGACAUUGUUGUAAGUUCAUCUGAAAUCGACAUCGAAACUGUCAAAACAGUUCCUAAUGUUGAACUGCAAGCUCCGCUUGAAGAAGUUCAGAUUAUCGAUAGAGACUCAAUUGAAGUGCAUAAGAAAACAAAGGAGUUAACUGAAAUUCAUGUACAUACUAAACAAGAUGUGGAAGUGAUCCCUAUUGAGCAGAUGACAGAAGAGAUGAAGAUUGAAAUAAAGCCAAAGAAAGAUCUAUUUGAAGAAAUACAAAUUGAAUUUACACCAAAGUCUAUUAAACAUGAAAUUGUUAUAAGCGAUUCUGACAUUAAAACUGAUGUUAUUCCAGAUGUUCUAAAGACAGAACAAUCUUUCAAAAUAGAUGAAAAACAUCCCGUUAAGUCUACAGCACUCAUUGAAAUUCACAGUAAACCAGAAGAUUCAGAAUUACUUAAAGAUGUUUCUUUUGCAGAAACUGUUGAAAUUAAAGCAAAACCAAAAGACAGUCUGGUGGAAAUUGACAUAAGUUUACCGGAUUCUUUUAAAGAAACAAUUUGCAUCGAACAGGAUGAAGUUAAAAGUAUUGGGACCUUAGAUCAGCGUGUUUUUACAGAGUUGAUAGAAUUAAAGGAGGAGCAACCAAGCACCUUUGAGGAAACCAUUGAAAUUCAGCAUGAUGAAGUUGAUAAUAUAGUAUCCGAUCAUCAUGUUGUUUCUGAGUUUAUAGAGGUGGAAAGGCAACCAUUCAAAGAGAUGACAGAAGACAUAUCAUCAUUCAAAGAAGAAAUUACAAUCGAUAAGAAACCUGUAUUGCAAGAAAUUGUGUUAGAUGUAACAACUCUGAAACAAAUUGAUGCUCCUGUUGCUGAAAUCAUUGCAGCUGAAAGAGAGGUUUUUGAUGGGCCUGAAGACAUGAUUGAAUCAGAAAUUGAGGCACCCAGUCAAGAUAUUGUUAUUUCAGAAAGAGCGCAACUGGUUAUUUAUGAAGUUCCGGAUGAAUCUGAAUUCAUUUCUGAGACACACCUGGAAAAACAAGAACUGAUACAUAAAAUUGAGGUAGAUGUUGAUGUUAAUAGUGAAGCUACACAGAAAAAAGAAUUUUCAAAAACAGAAGUAAUUACUGAACUGGGUGAAGAUACCAUAGAUCAGAAAAUUUGUGAAGCUGACAUUGUCAGACCCGAUGAGGAGACAAUGGUAAUCCAUACUGAAACCAUACAUGUUGAGUCUAAAAAACCAACCACAGUGCCUGAAUUAGAAAUAGUUGAAAAACCCAUUGAAGAUAAUAUUGAAUCAAUUGAAAUGGAGACUGAAGUGCCAAGAGAUGAAUUAGUUGAAAUUAGCCGAGAAACAUUCAUACUCGAUAGGCAACAAGAAUCACAUGUUCAGGAAGACAAGCCGUAUGUUUACCAAGCUGAAACGGAAGAAAUCUUAGAAGACCAAGCUAUCGAGAGACCAAAAGAAGAAACCAUUGAUUAUAUGAAAGAGACAAUAGUAGUGCAUACAAAGGAUUCUUCCAAUGUUUUCCCAGUUGAGACAACAGACGAAAUAGCUGAAGCAAGUACAGUUGAGGAUGAGAUUGACAUGCAAGUUUCUAAGGAAUAUGAAGAGACUGCAUCAGUGGAAGAAAUCAAAUUGGACAUUCAACUUCCCCAGGCUGCUUUGGAAGUAAUGGCAGUUCAGCCUGAAGAUGUAAAACAUUUUGAACAGGAAGUUGAAGUUCCAAGUCUUGAAACUAUUCAAUACUCAAGGGAAACUAUUGUUGUUGAAUCUACAAAACCAGCAAACAUUGAUACCAUUGAAGAGGUAAUUCUGUCAUCAGAGGUCUCACCAUCAAGCAAAGAACUCACAGAAGCUCCAAUCGUUGAUGAAUUCAUUGAAACAAAACAAACAAUUAUUAUCCAAACAAGACCAGAAACAUCAGAAACGGCUGAAGAAGAGGUUGAUGUAAAGGCACAGGAAACAAAUGAGAUAAUUAAGGAAGUAGAAAAUCCUACGGAAGAAACUGUAGAAGUUAUAAGAGAAACAUUUGUACAUAAGGAUAGUUUUCCAAGCCAAGUAUCUUCUGUGGAGUUAGAAAUUGAAAAGCCUGAUGUGAUUGAUCUACCUGAAGAGGAAGUGUGCAUGUCAGUUCUUGAAAUUGUUACUCAAGUGAGUGAAACAGGAAAUCUAUCUCCAGAACAACCUACCGAAGCUACACCUGUGUCAAGUGAAAUUGAUGCUGAUGUCACUGACAUUAAACAGGUGGUAUCUGAAAGUGUUCACGUGGAGGCACAUCCUGAAGAGGAAAAAGUUACUUCAGUCAUUCAAAUACCUACUAAGGUAUCUGAGGAAGAACAUACUUUAGAAGAAAUAGAAUUGAAGAAUGUUCCGUCUGAAGACAUCAUGCCUGAAGAAGCUGGAGAAACAGAAACUACCCCUGAAUUUUUGGAAAGCGUGAUCGAUUUUGAAACUCCAACUGAGACAUCUUUAUCAGAUGAAUUGAAACAACCUGAUGAUGUUGUUGCUAUUUCUCCAGACACUAUAGACAAAUAUGCAGAGACUGUUUCGAGGUCAAUUAUUGAAUCUGUAGAUGUUCGCAAACAGCAUUUGUCAGACGUCACAACAGAAGAACUUCAGUCAGAAGAAAGCAUUUCCUCUGUUAAAAUUCCUGAUGAAGAAACUAAAACAAUAACAAAGGUUGAGUUCAUGCCAAGGGAGCAUGCACAAAAAUCUGUUCAGAAAACAACAGAAGCUAGUGUUAUGCAAGUUGAUUCAGUGUCUGAAAAAUCGGAAUUAAUAUCUGAUGAAGUUAUACAACAAUAUGCUGAGGAAAUUACUAGAGACAUUCUUGAAAAAGCUGCAAGAGGAGAACUAAUUCAAUUGGAGACACAUGAAAUAACUGACAAUCAAUUUGGAGAAUUGCUAUCAGUUGAGAAAGUUUUGCCUAAAGUUCCAGAAUCUGAAAUAAAGGAUUCCCCAAUAGAGACUGUGGUUGUAAAAGAAACAGAAUUAAUUGAGAUAAAACCAAAACCAGAACUAAAAAUUGUUGAAACUUUCCCGAUAGAUAUAACAGCAACAGGAAAUGUUACUUCUUCAUUGGAAAUUUCACCCAACAAUAAAACAGAACUUGUUUCUGUGGAAAUAGAUGUUGGUGAUAAAGAUGCUAGUCGUUCUACCACCACUGUCUUAAAAAGAACUGAAGUGCCAAAACCUGAAAGCAUUGUUGAAACAGAAUCGGUUCAUAUUGAUAUUCCACUAAGUGGAACCUCUGAAGAAUCUAAGCCCAAAGAGAUAAUUAUCACUUUUAGAGAUCAAACAAAUAUUGAAGAAACAACAGACAAAGAAACAACAACAUACACCAGACUUGAACCGCUUGAAAUACUAACUUCACAAAGUUUAUUAGAAACUGAAAAGGUUCAUAUUGAUGUAUCACUUGCAAAACCUGACGACACGCAGCCUGAAGAAAUCACUCUAUCUGUUGAAGAUACAACAGUUGUUGAAGAGGCAAGUGACCACUUGACUACAACUACAGUGUUUGCAAGACGUGCAUCACUGGAAGUGCCAACUUUUGAAGGUUUUGUGGAAACAGAAAAGGUUCACAUUGAUAUUCCAGUCAAAGAAACUCCUGAAGAAGCUCAACCUGAAGAAAUAACAUUAACUGUUCAGGAUAAAACAGUUGUUGAAGAAACAAGCGACCACUUAACUACUACUACAGUGUUUGCAAGACGUGCAUCACUGGAAGUGCCAACAUUUGAAAGUUUUGUGGAAACAGAAAAGGUUCUUCUUGAUUUUCCAGUCAAAGAAACACCUGAAGAAACUCAACCCAAAGAGAUAACUAUAACUGUUAGAGAUCAAAUACAGAUAGAAGAAACAACAGACAAAGAAACAACAACAUACACCAGACAAGAAUCACUUGAAAUACCAACUGCAGUGAGUUUAGUAGAAACUGAAAAGGUUCAUAUUGAUGUUUCACUUGCAAAACCUGAAGACACACAGCCUGAAGAAAUCACCUUAACUGUUGAAGAUAAAACAGUUCUUGAAGAGACCAGUGACCACUCGACUACAACUACUGUGUUUGCAAGACGUGCAUCACUGGAAGUGCCAACUUUUGAAAGUUUUGUGGAAACAGAAAAGGUUCACAUUGAUAUUCCAGUCACAGAAACUCCUGAAGAAGCUCAACCUGAAGAAAUAACCUUAACUGUUCAGGAUAAAACAGUUGUUGAAGAAACAAGCGACCACUUAACUACUACUACUACAGUGUUUGCAAGACGUGCAUCACUGGAAGUGCCAACUUUUGAAAGUUUUGUAGAAACAGAAAAGGUUCACAUCGAUAUUCCAGUCAAAGAAACACCUGAAGAAUUUCAACCUGAAGAAAUAACAUUAACUGUUCAGGAUAAAACAGUUGUUGAAGAAACAAGCGACCUCAUAACUACUACUACAGUGCUUACAAGGCGUGCAUCACUGGAAGUGCCAACCUUUGAAAGUUUUGUGGAAACAGAAAACGUUGACAUCGAUAUUCCAGUCAAAGAAACACCUGAAGAAACUCAACCUGAAGAAAUAAAAUUAACUGUUCAGGAUAAAACAGUUGUUGAAGAAACAAGCGACCACUUAACUAGUACUAAAGUGCUUACAAGGCGUGCAUCACUGGAAGUGCCAACAUUUGAAAGUCCUGUGGAAACAGAAAAGGUUCACAUUGAUAUUCCAGUCAAAGAAACACAUGAAGAAACUCAACCUGAAGAAAUAACAUUAACUGUUCAGGAUAAAACAGUUGUUGAAAAAACAAGCGACCACUUAACUACUACUACAGUGCUUACAAGGCGUGCAUCACUGGAAGUGCCAACAUUUGAAAGUUUUGUUGAGACAGAAAAGGUUCAUAUUGAUAUUCCUGUUGAGGAUACACCUGAUGAAACUGUGCCUAAAGAAAUUACUAUUACUGUCAAAGAUAAAACAACUGUAGAAGAGACAACCACUUCUGUUGUUGAAGUACUUGAAUAUGCUCCAAAGUUCACACAAAAUUUGACAGAUCUUACAGUCAAGGAAGGUGACAAGGUUGAACUUACUGUUGAAUUUAAAGGUGAACCUACUCCUGAGGUGACUUGGUAUAUCGAUAAUCAACCUGUGAAUGAAAAGAAGGACUUAGUUGUUGUUAUUGAAAAAGAAUUCAGCAAGAUUGUCAUUCCAGAAACUUUCCUCAACCAUGAAGGAGAAUACAAGGUGGUUGUCACCAACACAAUUUCCUCAGUCACCUCUAUUUGCUACCUUACUGUUGUUUCAACUGGGGAGACCACUGAUGAUGAUCAAAGCGUUAAGGAAACAACAACAACCACAACUACUGAGACUGUGGAACUUACACACGAGGAGAAGCCUCAAGAGUUGCCAGUAACUGAAGUCUCAGGAGAGACAAUAAUCCCUCGGAAGCCGGAAGAAGCUAAAGAGAGCAAACAAGAUUUCGCGGCUCCCCGUUUCACAACGACCCUCCAGCACCAUGUGGAUGUUAUGGAAGGAACAACACUGCGUGUCACCUGCCAGGUGAUGGGCCUGCCAAGACCUGACGUCAUGUGGUAUAUGGAUGACCAACCUCUACCUGAAGAUGAGCGGUUCAUCACUGAGUAUCACAAGGACACAGUGACCUUGACCAUACACAACGUAACCAUUGACGACGAAGGUUAUUACAAGGUCGAGGCCCGCAACGAACACGGAAGUGCCACAAGUGUUGUUGAAGUUUUCGUUCAAAUCCCGCGCCUAUCAGAAGAGCGUGGACCAGAUGUUACUAUGGAAACUGUUGAAAUUGUUCCCAUGGAAACACAACCAGUAUCGCAGAAACCAUCCACGGAGUUAAUAACACCAUUAGCCCCAGCCGUGGAAGAAGAAACCACAGUGCACGAAACACCUGAACAGACUCUCACUCUGGAGGGUCAGGACAUUUCACCUGAGAAGGUGACCCCAGAACAGUCUGAGGUCAUCGCUAUAGAAACGAUCAGGGAGGACGUUGAAAAGGUGGAGAUGGAGGAUGUAGAUUUCGAGAUUGUUAUGCCAGAGAAGUCGGAAGCUGCUUCAGUUGAAGUCGCUGUUGAUGAGUCACCUCUUCCAGAAUCGGACAAGGUUGCUCCGACGGCAACAGCUACUGAAGUCUCCAUGGCAACUACCCUGGAGAUGGAAGAGGUCAUACCCAAGAUCGUGACCCCUGAUGAGGUCACGGGGGUAGAGACCGAUAGCAAGCUGUUUAGGCCCAAUGAGCAACUUCUAGAGCAGAGACAGGCUCCAGAAGAGGAGCAAGUAGCCAAGGAGGCUGUGUCCAAGGAAACAGCUCCUGAGAAAGGCCAGGAAGAGGUCGUUCCUACCAAACCUACAGGUGAAGCCCCCAUAUUUGUUACUGAACUCCAAACUAUCACUGCCCCAGAAGGCACCCCUGUGCAAUUCGUUUGCACAGUUUCUGGAACCCCCCGCCCCGUCGUACGAUGGAUUCUCGAUGGGGAAUACAUACCCGAAGACUCCCAAUCCUACACUACUGAAUACCAUAGCAAUGGAACAUGUGUACUUUCGAUAAAGGAAACUUUCCAAGAAGAUGAGGGAGAAUACACGAUAGAGGCAACCAAUUAUUUCGGAGCUGUACGUUCCACAGCAGAGCUUAUUCUUGAAGUCGAUGACAUAACUGUCACUGACAAGACACCAGCAGAGGAAAGGCCAACGCUUUAUCCUGAUGAAAAGGCUGAACCAAUUGAUGAAAUUCCUGUGGCUUCUGCUAAGCAUUUAACUUUACCUCUUGAUGAUAUUGAAGAAGUCAGUAUAGCUAGUGUCAGUCCUUCUCGUGAGUCUGUUGAUUUUGAAACUGUAGACUAUUCAUCAGUUGGAAUAGAAGAACUGCCUGCUGAAGAUGAAGAAGUUGAGAAGAAAGAAGACAAAUUAGAACAACACAUACCUGAGAUACUGGAGGUUGAAGAUAUAUUUGAAAAAGAAGAAGACAUUGAAAAGAGUUAUGAAAGUGAAACAAUUCUCAUUGAGGAAAUUAUUGAGAAACCUGCAGAGAAAGAAACUGAAUUUGUACAGAAAGAAGAAAAGAUUACAGUGGCUAUGGAGGAGCUUGUUUUACCUGAGGACAUUGGUGAAAUAAUAGUUGAUGAAAUUAAACAAGUCAGAAUUAAAGCAUCGCCUGAAAUUGAAUGUAUUGAUAUCCAUGAAAAACCCUAUGAAAGCGCAGAGGCAAAAGACAGAAUUAUUCCCAUCAUGGUAAGGGUUUGUAGUGAAGAUCAAGAAUACUUCAUUGAAUAUCCAUCGGACAUUCCAGUGACUGAAAAAGAAGAUGUAAGUAUAAAGGAAAGUGAAACUAUCAUUAUACCUGAAGAGGAAGAAACAUACAUUUCGGAUGUUUCAAUAAAGAAAACUUCCACAACUAUUGAGCUUCAGGUUUCUAAUCUUAAAAUUGAUAACAAAGAAAAACUGCCAGCUGUGGAAAUAAAUUUGUUUGUACCUGAUUCAAAGAAGACAACACUAUUAACUACUGAAUAUACAGAAACGGUGUCUGUUUCAACAACAGAGGAGGUUACUGAAGAGGGGCAAGUUGAUGUUCCUGAAAGAGAAUUUAGAUCUGAAAAGGUAAUGGAUGUAGCGAAAGUCAUUGAUGACAGUGUCCCAUCAACCAAAGCAAUUUUGAUUGAUGUUGAAAUUGAUAAUUCAAAGCGCCAAGAUAUUCUUCAAAAGGAAGAGGUGACAAUAACUGACAUAUCCUCAACAACUGUCUAUGAGGACUUAUCUGAUGAAGAUAUUAUUAUUAAUCAACUCGAACAAUUAAAAAUAAAAGAACUAGAGGCCCUGAGAAUUGAAGAGGAUGUGACAAAGAUUCCUGAAGAUGAGCAAAAAGUGGAUUUGGUUAAGCAUGAGACCAUUCAAAUUGAAAACAAGACACAAUCUGAGAAGGUUGAAAAAGACAUAAUGCCAGAAGUAGAAACAGAAACAACAUUUUCUGAAACCAUUGAAAUUGAAGACAAGAAACCAUCUGAUAAGGUUGACAUAGACCUUAUGCCUGAAGUAAAAACAGAAACAGCAUUCACUGAAGCCAUUAAAAUUGAAGACAAGAAACCAUAUGAGAAGGUUGACAUAGACAUAAUGCCUGAAGUACAAAGAGAAACAACAUUUACUGAAAACAUUCAAAUUGAAGACAAGAAACCAUCUGAGAAGGUCGAAAUAUACAUAAAGCCUGAAGAAGAAACAGAAACAACAUUUACUAAAACCAUUGAAAUUGAAGACAAGAAACCAUCUGUGAAGGUUGACAUAGACAUUAUGCCUGAAGUAGUAACAGAAACAACAUUUACUGAAACCAUUCAAAUUGAAGACAAGAAACCAUCUGAGAAGGUCGACAUAGACAUAAUGCCAGAAGUAGGAACAGAAACAGCAUUUACUGAAACCAUUCAAAUUGAAGACAAGAAACCAUAUGAGAAAGUUGACAUAGACAUAAUGCCUGAAGAAGAAACAGAAACAACAUAUACUGAAACAGUUAAAAUUGAUAGCAAGAAACCACAUGAUAAGGUUGACAUAGACAUAAUGCCUGAAGUAGAAACAGAAACAACAUUUACUAAAAUCAUUGAAAUCGAAGACAAGAAACCAUCUGAGAAGGUUGACAUGGACAUAUUGCCUGAAGUAAAAACAGAAACAAUAUUUACUGAAACCGUUCAAAUUGAAACCAAGAAACCAUCUGAGAAGGUUGACAAAGACAUAAUGCCUGAAGAAGAAACAGAAACAACAUUUACUGAAACCAUUCAAAUUGAAGACAAGAAACCAUCUGAGAAGGUUGACAUAGACAUAAUGCCAGACGUAGAAACAGAAACAACAUUUUCUGAAACCAUUGAAAUUGAAGACAAGAAACCAUCUGAGAAGGUUGACACAGACCUUUUGCCUGAAAUUAAAACAGAAACAACAUUCACUGAAGCCAUUCAAACUAAAGACAAGAAACCAUAUGAGAAUGUUGACAUAGACAUAAUGCCUGAAGUAGAAAGAGAAACAACAUUUACUGAAACCAUUGAAAUUGAAGACAAGAAACCAUCUGAGAAGGUUGACAUAGACAUAAUGCCUGAAGUAGAAACAGAAACAAUAUUUACUGAAACCAUUGAAAUUGAAGACAAGAAACCAUCUGAGAGGGUUGACAUAGACAUAAUGCCAGAAGUAGAAACAGAAACACCAUUUACUGAAACCAUUCAAAUUGAAGACAAGAAACCAUCUGAGAAGGUCGACAUAGACAUAAUGCCAGAAGUAGGAACAGAAACAACAUUUACUGAAACCAUUCAAAUUGAAGACAAGAAACCAUAUGAGAAAGUUGACAUAGACAUAAUGCCUGAAGUAGAAACAGAAACAACAUAUACUGAAACAGUUAAAAUUGAUAGCAAGAAACCACAUGAUAAGGUUGACAUAGACAUAAUGCCUGAAGUAGAAACAGAAACAACAUUUACUAAAAUCAUUGAAAUCGAAGACAAGAAACCAUCUGAGAAGGUUGACAUGGACAUAUUGCCUGAAGUAAAAACAGAAACAAUAUUUACUGAAACCGUUCAAAUUGAAACCAAGAAACCAUCUGAGAAGGUUGACAAAGACAUAAUGCCUGAAGAAGAAACAGAAACAACAUUUACUGAAACCAUUCAAAUUGAAGACAAGAAACCAUCUGAGAAGGUUGACAUAGACAUAAUGCCAGACGUAGAAACAGAAACAACAUUUUCUGAAACCAUUGAAAUUGAAGACAAGAAACCAUCUGAGAAGGUUGACACAGACCUUUUGCCUGAAAUUAAAACAGAAACAACAUUCACUGAAGCCAUUCAAACUAAAGACAAGAAACCAUAUGAGAAUGUUGACAUAGACAUAAUGCCUGAAGUAGAAAGAGAAACAACAUUUACUGAAACCAUUGAAAUUGAAGACAAGAAACCAUCUGAGAAGGUUGACAUAGACAUAAUGCCUGAAGUAGAAACAGAAACAAUAUUUACUGAAACCAUUGAAAUUGAAGACAAGAAACCAUCUGAGAGGGUUGACAUAGACAUAAUGCCAGAAGUAGAAACAGAAACACCAUUUACUGGAACCAUUCAAAUUGAAGACAAUAAACCAUCUCAGAAGGUUGACAUAGACAUAAGGCCUGAAGUAGAAACAGAAACAACAUUUACUGAAACCAUUGAAAUUGAAGACAAGAAACGAUCUGAGAGGGUUGACAUAGACAUAAUGCCUGAAGUAGAAACAGAAACAACAUUUACUGAAACCAUUCAAAUUGAAGACAAGAAACCAUCUGAAAAGGUUAACAUAGACAUAAUGCCUGAAGUAAAAACAGAAACAACAUUUACUAAAACCAUUCAAAUUGAAGACAAGAAACCAUCUGAGAAGGUUGACAUAGACAUAAUUCCGGAAGUAGAAACAGAAACAACAUUUACUGAAACCAUUCAAAUUGAAGACAAGAAACCAUCUGAGAAGGUUGACAUAGACAUAAUGCCUGAAGUAGAAACAGAAACAACAUUCACUGAAACCAUUCAAAUUGAAGACAAGAAACCAUCUAAGAAGGUUGACAUAGACAUAACGCCUGAAGUAGAAACAGAAACAACAUUCACUGAAACCAUUCAAAUUGAAGACAAGAAACCAUCUGAGAAGGUUGACAUAGACAUAAUGCCUGAAGUAGUAAAAGAAACAACAUUUACUGAAGCCAUUAAAAUUGAAGAUAAGAAACCAUCUGAGAAGGUUGACAUAGACAUAAUGCCUGAAGUAGAAACAGAAACAACAUUCACUGAAACAAUUCAAAUUGAAGACAAGAAACCAUCUGAGAAGGUUGACAUAGACAUAAUGCCUGAAGUAGUAACAGAAACAACAUAUACUGAAACCGUUCAAAUUGAAAACAAGAAACCAUAUGAGAAGGUUGACAUAGACAUAAUGUCUGAAGUAGAAACAGAAGCAACAUUUACUGAAACCAUUCAAAUUGAAGAAAAUAAACCUUCUGAAAAAGUUGACAUAGACAUAAUGCCUGAAGUAAAAACAGAAACUAUAUUUACUGAAACCGUUCAAAUUGAAAACAAGAGACCAUAUGAGAAGGUUGACAUAGAAAUAAUGCCUGAAGUAGAAACAGAAACAACAUUUACUGAAACUAUUCAAAAUGAAUACAAGAAACCAUCUGAGAAGGUUGACAUAGAUAUAAUGCCCAAAGUAGAAACAGAAACAUUUACUGAAACCAUUGAAAUUGAAGACAAGAAACCAUCUGAGAAGGUCGACUUAGACAUAAUGCCUGAAAUAGAAACAGACACAACAUUUACCCAAACCAGUCAAAUUGAAGACACAAAAUCAUCUGAGGUCGACAGGGACAUAAUGCCUGAAGUAGAAACAGAAACAACAUUUACUGAAACCAUUCAAAUCGAAGACAAGAAACCAUCUGAGAAGGUUGACAUAGACAUAAUGCCAGAAGUAGAAACAGAAACACCAUUUACUGAAACCAUUGAAAUUGAAGACAAGAAACCAUCUGAGAAGGUUGACAUAGACAUAAUACCUGAAAUAGAAACAGAAACUGUUACGGAAGUUAUUGAAGUACCUCAUCCACAAUUUGUGACAGAAGAAACAGUAGCUGUCAGAAGGGAGUCGGUUAUAAUAGAAGUGGUCGGCAUUGAACAGCCUAAAGAUGGUAAGGAACUGGAAGAAGAUGUGAAGAAAAUGGACUCAACACAGAAAGAACAGCCAGUAUCUGAAACAGAAAUGCCUUUGGAACAAGAUAUUGAACGGGAAGUGAAGGAGAUUGCUGUUAAACAACCUGUAGUUGAAAAGGAAGUUAUAUUUAUAGAAACACCUGAAAGUGAAAAGAAACCAGACAUUUUUGAAGAAAUCAAAAUUGAUAUUCAACCUUCAGAUUCCACAACAGCUUAUGUUGAUACCAUUGACAUUGGAAUCAAGCAGAAACCUGCUGAGAAGGUUGAUAUUGUUAUAAUGCCUGGAGUUGAAACAGAAACAUCAUUUUCUGAAACAGUUGAUAUUAAACAGGAAAAAACGAAAACACAGGAGAUUGAAUUUGAAUUUGAUCAACCGAUUCAAAAACCGUUUGAACAACAGACAAAAGUUACAAUUGAAAUAAAACAAGAAUCAGUACCUGUUAUUUCUUCAAUAGUAGAAGAAUUACCAACAACAUUAGAUGAAACUGUUUCUGAAGUUAUUGUAAAAACACAUCCAGAAAUGGUGUCUGAAGAAACAAUGACCAUAAGAAAGGAGUCAAUUGCAAUUGAAGCAUUUGGCAUUGCAAAGCCUAAAGAAAUUGAUGAGGAGCAAGCAGUAGAUCUUGAGAAAAUUGAAAUUGAAUGCGAAGAGAAACCGCCCAUUUCUGAAGAAAUGGUAAUUGGUAUUAAACCUCGAGAUUCAACUAGUGCUUUUGUUGAUGCCAUUGACCUUUCAAUUAAGCAGAAACCAUCAGAGACAAUUGAAAUUGACAUAAUGCCUGAAGUUGAAACAGAAUCAACAAUUACAGAAACCUUUGAAAUAGAAAAAGAAAAACCUAAAACACAUGAAAUUGAAUUUGAAUUCAAAAUUCAACAAGAUUCUGAGGAUGAAAAGAAAACAAAAAGUGCAUUUUAUAUUAAACUUGGAGAGGUGCCAUUAAAUGUUUCAGAAGUGGAAGUUCUUCCAUUGACACAUAAAGACACUGUUACUGAAAUUAUUCAAGAGUCUCAUCCAGAGAGAGUGAAAGAGGAAACUAUUUCUCAUAGAAGAGAAUCAUAUGUGACUGAAAUUGUUGCUAGUGAGUUGCCUACUUGCGAAGAAGAUGUUGAAAUAAAUGAAAAACAAACUAUUUCAGAAAAGGUAGAAAUACCAGACUUAGAGAAAACUGACACUGAGCUUGAUGAAAGUACUAUUGAAGUAAAUAAGCCACAGGAUAUCACAUUGGUCAGUCUUGACAUCACAGUGGCACCAGAUGAUGAGACAGUUCCAGAGGACCAGGUUGUAAGAGCAGAAACUACUGUUACCACGGAAACAGCACCUGAAGAAGAGAUCGCUACAGACGUCAGUCUUGAAAUUGAAGAAAAGCCAAAACAUGAAGAAGAAACAUCAUUUGAGAUUUCCUUUGAAAGAGAAGAAACCAAGCCGGUAGAACGGGAAGAAGUGUCCUUUGAACUGCAGCUUGAGGAAACUGAAGCUGAUACUACCAAAGAAAUCACUACUGUAGAAAUUGGAAUGAAGCCAAUGGAGAGGAUAAUAGAGAUUCUAACUGACAUUCCUCCUGAUAAAAUUUAUGUUGAUCAAAGCGAGCAAACCAAAAUUGAGGCAGAGAUCAGUUUGAGAGCAGACAUUGAUAAACAAUUUAGCAAAAAAACUGUUGAAACAGAACUUUCUAUAAAUGAGUUAAUUACAGACACGUCUGCUGCAAACAUACAAGUUGAGGAAUAUAUCUCACAAAUGAUUAAAGAAAUUAUAUCGGACAUCAACAAGCAAGCCAAUAUGAGACCAGAAGAAGAAGACAGAAACAAAGAAAGCAUAAAACUUGAGAUAAAACCUAACAUUAAGACUAAUGUAUUUAUUGGUAAAGACACUCCUGCUUAUGUGUCUGUUUCUGACAUUAAAGCUGAGGCCCAUUCUAUGCCACAAGUUGAAGAAAAUACUAAAGCGUCAGUAGAAAUGGAGAUUAAACCUAUGGUAGAAGUUCAGGUGUCGGACACCAAAACUCAAGCUGAAAUUAUACCUCAAGUUGAAGAAAUAGGUAAAGAGACUGUAGAAAUUGAUGUGAAACCAACAGUCAAAGAUGAAGUAUCUGUUGCUGAAGAGACCCAAGAUGAAGUGACUGUAUCUGACAUUGCAGCUGUGGCUGAAAUGAUACCACAAAUCAAACAAAUAACAACAGAGUCUGUAGUAAUUGAAGUUCAACCAAAAGUCAAUUCAGAAGUGGCUCUUGCUGAAGAGACAGAAGGUGAAGAUACUGUGUCUGGCAUUUCAGCUGGGACCGUAAUAACGCCACAAGUUGAAGACAUUACUACUGCUUCUGUUGAAACUGAUGUUAAACCAAUGGUAAAAGCAGAAGUGGCUCAGACUGAAGAUACCAUAGAUGAAAUGAAUGUGUCUAAUGUUGAAACUCAAGAUGAAAUUACAUCUCAAUAUGAAGAAAUAAGUAAAGAGACUUUGAAAAUUGGUGUUAAACCAAUAGUUGAAGCUGAAGUAUCUGUUGCUGAAGAGGCCCAAGAUGAAGUGACUGUAUCUGACAUUGCAGCUAAGGCUGAAAUUAUACCACAAAUAAAAGACAUUACAGCAGAGUUCGCCGAAAUCGAAGUUAAACCAGAAGUCGAAUCAAAACUUUCUCCUGCGGAAGAGACAGAAGGUGAAACUACCUUGUCUGACAUUGCAGCUGAGGCCAUAAUAACGCGACAAGUUGAGGACAUUACUACUGAUUCUGUCGAACUUGAUGAUAAGCCAAAGGAAACAGCAGAAGUGGCUGAGACUGAAUAUAAUGAAGAUGAAAUAACUGUGUCUGACAUAGAAACUGAAGCUGAAAUUACACCUCAAGUUAAAGAAAUAGGUAAAGAGCAAGUUGAACUUGAUGUUAAACCAACAGUCGAAGCUGAGGUAUCUGUUGCUGGAGAGACCCAAGAUGAAGUGACUGUAUCUGACAUAGCAGCUGAGGCUGAAAUGAUACCACAAAUCAAACAAAUUACAACAGAGUCUGUAGUAAUUGAAGUUCAACCAAAAGUCAAAUCAGAAGUGGCUCUUGCUGAAGAGACAGAAGGUGAAGUUACUGUGUCUGGCAUUUCAGCUGAGACCGUUAUAACGCCACAAGUUGAAGACAUUAGUACUGCUUCUGUUGAAAUUGAUGUUAAACCAAUGGUAGAUGCAGAAGUGGCUCAGACUGAAUAUACUGUAGAUGAAAUGACUGUGUCUGUUGUUGAAACUCAAGCUGAAAUAACACAUCAAGUUGAAGAAAUAGGUAAAGAGACUUUGGAAAUUGAUGUUAAACCAACAGUCGAAGCUGCAGUAAAUGUUGCUGAAGAGGCCCAAGAUGAUGUGACUGUAUCUGACAUUGCAGCUAUGGCUGAAAUUAUACCACGAAUAAAAGACAUUACAGCAGAGUCUGUCGAAAUCGAAGUUAAACCAGAAGUCGAAUCAAAAAUUUCUCCUGCGGAAGAGACAGAAGGUGAAACUACUUUGUCUGACAUUGCAGCUGAGGACAUAAUAACGCCAACAGUUGAGGACAUUACUACUGAUUCCUUCGAACUUUAUGAUAAGCCAAAGGAAACAGCAGAAGUGGCUGAGACUGAAUAUACGGAAGAUGAAAUAACUGUGUCUGACAUAGAAACUGAAGCUGAAAUUACACCUCAAGUUGAAAAAAUAGGUAAAGAGCAAGUUGAACUUGAUGUUAAACCAACAGUCGAAGCUGAGGUAUCUGUUGCUGAAGAGACCCAAGAUGAAGUGACUGUAUCUGACAUUGCAGCUGAGGCUGAAAUGAUACCACAAAUCAAACAAAUUGCAACAGAGUCUGUAGUAAUUGAAGUUCAACCAAAAGUCAAAUCAGAAGUGGCUCUUGCUGAAGAGACAGAAGAUGAAGUUACUUUGUCUGGCAUAUCAGCUGAGAGCGUAAUAACGCCACACGUUGAAGACAUUAGUACUGCUUCUGUUGAAAUUGAUGUUAAACCAAUGGUAAAAGCAGAAGUGGCUCAGACUGAAGAUACCGUAGAUGAAAUGACUGUGUCUGAUGUUGAAACUCAAGCUGAAAUUAUACCUCAAGUUGAAGAAAUAGGUAAAGAGACUUUGGAAAUUGAUGUUAAACCAACAGUCGUAGCUCAAGUAUCUCUUGCCAAAGAGGCCCAAGAUGAAGUGACUGUAUCUGACAUUGCAGCUAAGGCUGAAAUUAUACCACAAAUAAAAGACAUUACAGCAGAGUCUGUCGAAAUCGAAGUUAAACCAGAAGUCGAAUCAACAAUUUCUCCUGCGGAAGAGACAGAAGGUGAAACUACUUUGUCUGACAUUGCAGCUGAGGCCAUAAUAACGCCAAAAGUUGAGGACAUUACUACUGAUUCUGUCAAACUUUAUGAUAAGUCAAAGGAAACAGCAGAAGUGGCUGAGACUGAAUAUACGGAAGAUGAAAUAACUGUGUCUGACAUAGAAGCUGAAGCUGAAAUUACACCUCAAGUUAAAGAAAUAGGUAAAGAGCAAGUUGAACUUGAUGUGAAACCAACAGUCGAAGCUGAGGUAUCUGUUGCUGGAGAGACCCAAGAUGAAGUGACUGUAUCUGACAUUGCAGCUGAGGCUGAAAUGAUAACACAAAUCAAACAAAUUACAACAGAUUCUGUAGUAAUUAAAGUUCAACCAAAAGUCAAAUCAGAAGUGGCUCUUGCUGAAGAGACAGAAGGUGAAGUUACUGUGUCUGGCAUUUCAGCUGAGACCGUAAUAACGCCACAAGUUGAAGACAUUAGUACUGCUUCUGUUGAAAUUGAUGUUAAACCAAUGGUAAAAGCAGAAGUGACUCUGACUGAAGAUACCGUAGAUGAAAUGACUGUGUCUGAUGUUGAAACUCAAGCUGAAAUUACACCUCAAAAUGAAGAAAUAGGUAAAGAGACUUUGGAAAUUGAUGUUAAACCAACAGUCGAAGCUGAAGUAUAUGUUGCUGAAGAGGCCCAAGAUACAGUGACUGUGUCUGACAUAGAUACUCAAGCUGUAAAUACACAGCGAGAUGUCGAAAUACAUAAAGAUUAUGUAGAGAAUCAGGUUAAACCAAAAAUGGAAGCAGAGGUGUUUGUAGCUGAAGAGACUCUGGUUGAAAUGACUGCGUCUGACAUUCAAACUCAUGCUGCAGUUAAACUUCAAGUUGAAGAAAUUGGUAAAGAGUUUAAAGUUAAACCAACAGUUGAAGCUGAGGUGUCCCUUUCUGAAGAGACCCAAGGUGAACUGAGGCCAAAAUAA
This is a messenger RNA of Dreissena polymorpha, 45531 nucleotides long. Its product is annotated as titin-like. Gene Ontology annotation, cellular component: plasma membrane. The record is from RefSeq and is a predicted model, not a curated record. NCBI's taxonomy places the organism in Eukaryota, Metazoa, Mollusca, Bivalvia, Myida, Dreissenidae. Gene Ontology annotation, molecular function: protein binding. Gene Ontology annotation, biological process: homophilic cell-cell adhesion.